Xyrichtys novacula (pearly razorfish) is the source of this 76743-nucleotide messenger RNA. The record is from the annotation of a GenBank genome assembly. Lineage: Eukaryota; Metazoa; Chordata; Actinopteri; Labriformes; Labridae.
AUGGACACCUUUAGCAGUGUGAGUACAGUUUCUCUUCUGGCCUCUCGUAGCAGCGUAGCCCAGCACAAGGAGGUCAGGCCUUGUACCUCUGUCUCUCAUUCUCUGAAGGUGCUGCUGCAGUCUGACCAUUGACAUUUAGCAUUCCUCCACGCUGCCUCUGGGUUCUCAAUGGGGGAUUCAGGGGUGCAGAGGCCAGUGCCUGGUUCUCAAGGGUAAAAACAAAAAGGCUCUUGAAAAUCCCAAGGAGUUCCCAUGAUCCUAGAAAAGACCUUGAUCCGACCUGUGUUAGAUUUCCAUUCCACGGAUUAGGCUGCACAAAAAGUACAUAUUUGACUGAUUUAUUUUGUCUUUCACUCUGGAUUUCAGACAAUGAAUUGCAAUGUUUUCCACAUGCGGCACAGAAAUUUUUCCUCCAUGGUGAUUUUGCAACUGUAAGAUUUUGUAAAAGUUUAGCUAUUCAAACCAGGAGGACUUUUUUUCUUCUUGUUUAAUCAUUUUCUUUUCAUGUUCUUCACUGACAUUUUCGAGUACGAGCAAAAGGGUGUACCAUUUUUUAUGGUGGAAAGUUUUCAAAGUCAUUUUUCAAGGGUUUUUUUUUUUUUUUUUCCAGCAACAUACAUAAUCUGUUAGCAUCAAAGGAGCACACAUGCAUAAAUAAUUGACUAAUUCACUUAAAGGGGGCCAGCGUAGAUUAAUUAAGCUUGAAUACUAAUUAUGUUUUCUGUCUACACCAACUGAUGCUGUUGUUGUUUAAUAAGAAAAAGUGUUUGGUGGGUCACAAUUACCACGCACAUAUUGAGCUUCACGUUUUAGGCGUGAGAUGGCUUUUUAAGCCUUUGAAACAAAAUGCUAACCUUAUCUGCGAGGAUCUGAACAAAGAUGCUUUGUAGAUGUUUUCAUUUUAUGCUAUACUGAUGGAUAAAAUCAGGCUUUAUAAAUGUUAAAAUAAAUCAGAUGUUUUUGUAUUAUAUUCAUAUUCAUAUUAGUACAAGAUGUAAAGCUCUUUCAUUCACAUUUGGAAGAUGUUAAGGGUUUUUAGGUUCAAAUUAGGACUCCUGGAGAGAGGUUUUUGUGUAAAUAUCUUGUCAUUUCAAGAAACACUUUUGUCCUUGACUCUCAUGCCUAGCACACAGGGCGGUUGUCUGGAAAUGGUAGCUUUAAGUGUCUCUGUGAAGCCCAGCUUUUGCUGUCUCCGCUCCCCUGGCAAGCAGUGUGCACACAGGGACAGAGGCAGACAGCUCAGAGCCGGGCCCUUGUUUACAGCUGCGUGGGGAAGAAAACAGGCAGACGUAAAUGAGGGUUGACGGUUUCAUGAAGCACAAUUGGUUGAUGGCAGAUUCAAUGUGACUGGGCUGAACUGGGCGAUGAUCCGUACAGUAUGCAAAAUUCACUUUCUAGCUGGUCUGUGCCCACCAGCCUCUAGCAGUGAGCGGUCUUCCCCAAGCCCUUCUAGCUAUGCCUUUGAAUGCAACAAGAACUGAACAAGGCAUUGUUGUGCUCAAUUCCUUUUGACAACAAUCACAGUUAAAAAGGAGAGAAUAAAAAACAAUGGAUGCUUUUUUGUCACUAGGUAUAGAUGAUUUUUUUCUCACGUUGACUGCAAAGUAAGCUGUUUGUGUGCUGCUCGAUAAAAAUUAGAGAAGGGGCGGAUUGAGAGCAUGUUAGAUGCUUUUAGACGACAAGAGAAUGAACUCAGGGGGAUCGCUUUGAGCUGCUGUAUUUGCAUGUUGUAAUGCACCCAAAUUUCUUGGCAUAAUUUUCAGCUGCAGCACCAUGAAUCUAAAAUAUGUAGGUGCGAUGUGACAAGCAAAUUAGCUCUCAGCUCGUACCAGGCUAACCUUUUAGAAAUCCAGUUUGUAUCAUGGACCUCUGUGAUGUUUCCCUCCCCCUCAGGAUUGAGUUGUUGUUGAUCCUUUUAGAAACUCAACAUCUGCAUGUUCCAUCCAGUUAUUGCACAUUAAACUACUUUCUUUGUAUCACAAGGAGCAUGCUGUCAAUGUCAGUGGACUCGAGAGAGGGAGAUGAGGACCAGGCAUGUUUCUUAGCUUUCCAGACAGAGACACUCACAGCCUGUGUGGACUAGAUUUUCACUGACAGUGACCCAAAGCUGUAGGCCUGGAGUGGAGUCAUUCUGUGUGCUUUCUCUUGUGUGUUUACAAUGCUUUCUCUUUUUUUUGUGUGUUUGUGAUUAAACCAAAGGCAAGAAUACAUUCAUACUCAAAAACAAAAAACUAAUUAACACUUUCAGGACAUUGUAUUGUGAGGAAGAAAGUUAAAUAGAAAUGUGACCGGAGAAGGAAAUGAUUCCUAAUGGGAGCUGAUAUGAAAAGCAGAUGCAACAGAGCGUAAAGGCUGCUGUUUAAACUUUGAGAGUUAGCUAAACAAGCUAAUACCGUCUCAUCAGGAUUAAGGGUGAUAAGCAAAUACAUUUAUAAAGCCAAAAAUUAAACUUGGAGUGAUUUCACCUCAGAUUUUUGCUUGCAUCUCCACCUUUACGCCUCAAGGCAAAAACUAUUUGUAAAAUAAAGAGUGUUAACCUCCUUUAUCAUUAUACGAUUAGCUUCAAUUACUUUAGCAAACAUUUACUGCAGAGCUCUUUGACAAAUGACUCAGGUGUUUAAACUUUUAGAAUCGUUGUAAUGAUAAAAAAUAUUGUGUACCAUACAAUUUGAUGCAAAUCUGAUUAAUCGGAUGCAUUUAUCUCAGAGGAUUCUUGUGUUUGCAUUUGCAUCCAAACAGCAUCUGUGUCGCAGAGGAAAGCAAAAAAAGGUGCCUGAUGAAAUGAAAACAAGAAAAUGCGAGAAACUUCAGGGAGGCAAUCAGCACUGAAGCUAUAUUUGCCCUCUUCAUUCUCCACAGCAUGUGAAACUCAGAAAAACUGAUUGGUACCCAGUCGAAAAGAAAAUGGUUUUUAAAUAAGUUACAAUUAGAUAAGCAUUAAUCUCAGUGGUAUAAAUGAAUGUCUUGCUGUAGGGCUUGUUGAAUGUAAAAACAGAUUUACAAAACUCCUCUUACCAGAUUGGUCUGGAAGUAGUCCUUCUCCAUUUUAAUUGCUCUGUCAUUUAGAAUUGAAAUAAGCCCCACACUCAUCUGCCCCUUGAUUUUGCCUUUGAAAUUAAAUAUUGUAUACAAAUACAUGCUGUUCAUGGGCAUGAGCACAGUUCAUCACUGAAAUCUGCAUAAAAUGAUGCUUAAAAAGCUCCAUACGCUCUGAGCAAUGCAGCUCUUUUAUGGUGCAUUCUUAUGUAAACAUAUCCAUAACCAAAACAACUACUUCUGCCUUUUACCUCAACUUUCUUAUUGUUCUGUUUGUCCGCAGAAAUGAGAGAAAUGUGGGACUGCAGAGACUUUGUUCCACACACUCUUGAUUUCAAAGGAGCCCAAACUCAGUGUAAUACAUUCCUCAUUUUCCUUUCCAUGCUAUACUAUGCUAAUGUAGACCACCUACAAGACAAGACGAGACAAAAUAGUGUUAUAGGUUACAGUUACAGGCUGAUAUUGUACAACCACAUUUUUAAAAAUAACCUGUGCGGCAGCAAUUGUGGUUAAAAUUACUUCAUUUUGAAAAUCCUCCAAGCUUUACAAAUUACGAGGACCUGGCAUGAUGUUAUUUGGAGACAAUUAUUCUUCCUCCUUUUGAGAUUUUCUAGGUUGAGUUCAUGUGAAUGGAAGUAAUGGGAAGUGUGCCUGCAUUUCCAUACUUAUUUGCACACACCGUGCCUGUGUGCUCCCGUGCAGCCUGUGUAAAAAAACGCAUAAUUUUCCAGGAGAGAGUAUUGUUGCCCAUUCAUUUUAGAAACAAGGAGGAAGUAUUUUAAUGUGACCUUCAUUACACAUUCAUGUCAACUUUUCUUAUCUAUUUAUGAUUAAAUUCUUUUCCACUCCUGUUGUUCAAUUAGUGCUUGACCCCUUUAGCGGCGAUGUAAAUUAAAUGACAUUUUAGUGUCGUCCCAUAUUUAAAAUACUGCGUUAGUUGCGGAUCAUAAAUGAUGAUCUUCAUUCUGCAGCUAAUUUAUUCAUUUAACAAUUUCCCUCCAGAAGUUACAGCAGAAGGCUCUGCAGCAACCUAAGCAGAAGAAAUCCAAGUCGGCUGAAUUUCUGAUGGGUGAGUCCUGCUUGAUGAGUUAUUGCUCAUAAUUUGUGUAAGGAUUAAUUAACUAAUUACAGACAAAUGGCUUUGGGCUAAAUUUUGCUCUUGCUUGUCAGGGCGCAAUUUGUAAUUAUUUUAAUCAUUUCUUCUUCUUCUCUUUUUUUCCUCCUCCUUUGCAAGAUUCUGAUUUAAUUUUAACCUAAUUGUGUUUUAGUGUCAUUCGAGGAGGAUGCGCCUGAGCAUGUUGGCGCGGAAAAAUCACCAACAGAAAUAUUGUCGUCAUUAGAUACGCUCGGUUUUUUGACGAUUCACUUUGACCUAACUGUUGUCUCACCCCUUCAUGCCAGUGUUUGUGUUUUUAUUUAUGUUUCUGCUUAUUUUGUCAGGAGGAGAGGAGAGAGCGGCGGUGGUGGGCAUAGAAAACCCAGGAUUCAAUGGAGGAGGAAGCACCGAGCUCUCCGUCUCUCCGCUCUGGCUGGGGAGAGAAAUUCGAGGUGACAGGCCAGAUAGCACCCUUGCAGCUCACCAAAAAAAAAUGGAGCUGCAAGCCCCUGCCAAAGAAAGAGGUGAAGCUUCAUUUUUCAUUAGCCUCAAAUUUGUUGACAGUAGAUGUGUUCCUGAUCUAACCUUUCUCUCACUCCUUCUUCCUUUCUCUCUCUCUCUCUUUCUCCGUUGGUGGGGCCCCUGGUCCCUGCAUUCCAAAGCAAGCGUGUCCUAACAAGCAACCCUCGUAUAACUUCUUCCUCCGCUGGAGAACACGCAGUUGUGGGUGUUCUAUCUCUAUCUAGAAGUACCCUCGACACAAUCAGCCUUGACUCCCACUCUCGGCUACAUGCCUUGUGGUGGGCUGGAGUCAUAGGAGAGUGCAUUUACAUACGCUACUACGCUACCAAGCAGAUCCGCUGUCUGUGUGGUGUACUCACUACGCCCCCGAAACACGGCUUAAGGCCAAUCAGGCAUACGAAUAUGCCCCCUUAUAAUUCAGUAUGUCAGGGAGAACUCUUGAGGAAUGGGAUGGUAAAUUAGGAUGCGUUCAAGGUUGCGAGCGUGCCAGUUUUCUCAGGGAUGAGUCACAUGUUAGAUUCUUGAUUUAAUGUGGUCUAUUUUGCUAUUGCUGUGCUGGCGUGUAAUUAUGAUCAAUUAUUAUCAUGAAUUUUUCAAGCACAGGAGGUGGACUUAAGCAUUGUGUGAGGAUCUGGCCAGCGCACGAACAACAUAUGCAUUCAUUAGAGUUGGACUAUAAAGAAACAUGACGAAGAGGACGAAGAGUUUCUCUGUAAUUAAAAAUAACGGCAACGCUUAAAAAUGACCUUAGCAGUCAUUGGUUGCAGAAAUCAUCUAUUUUAACCAGAAUAGCAUACUUGGUGGAAACAAUGAAAACAUUGGCAUUAAAAAUUGGCAUAUCAGGCAUUAAAAAAAACCAUCUAAUUUCCUGUACCGUCAUAGUCAUUUAUGGACAAAAUCUUAUGCUGACUUAAUCGUUGAUUUCCCCAUUUUUUACACUUUGAAUUUCUGAAUCAAAACAUUGACGAGAAAGGCAGUAAAGGGCAGUUUUUUAUUUUUUUGGCCUGAAUGGAAAUGGAAAAAGGAAGUGGCCUGUUUCACCACCUACUGAAUGACUCAGCCAACACAUCACGGAUCACUUAAAACGUCCCCCUACUGUCCUGCACCAAUGACACUUUUCCAACAUAUACCACCACGCCGAUAAGAAGUGAUGAGUAAAGUUGCUAAUUUUUGCACUUUUAUUUUCUCUAUUAAUUGAAAAUGCUAAUUAGGCUUCUUGCCAAACCCUUAAAGCAUACCAAAUGAACUUAAACAUCUGCUAAUUUACUUUAUUAAAAUGUGUUGCAUUUUACACCAACUCAAGUCACUGUACCAAUAGGCUUUGCCGUUGAUAUUGAGCCAUCUAGUCCUUUCAUACUCAAGUGUUAAAAGAUGAUAGUGUAAGAGAUUUUCUUUGAGUUGAUAAAAGCUGAUGAUUCAGAAAGCAGAACAUAAAAAGACAGUUUUGCUCCACAGGGAGUCUAAAUAAACAUAACAGGCCUUAUGAGUUGUGUUUUAUUGGAGGAUAACCAAAGCAGGUUUCUCCAUGUUUGUGACUCCUUUGCUGUUUUCCUUAUGCCUCCACUAAUUUGUGUUUGAAAAAAGGGUUUCAUAAUACCAGAGAAAUAGUUCGAACCCUCUGCUAAAGAUGUGGACAUGUGAAUUUCACAGUCAAUUUAUGGAAACUUUAAGGAAUCAUCCUGCUGCUUCGUGUUCAAUAAAAGUUUCAGUCGGACUCUCUGACUGAAUGUGAAAACCUCAGAUUUCUCCUUUGAGCUUUUUUGGGUUGUGGUGCUCAAAGGCAAACAUACUGACUCACAUUUUUCUGCAUCCAAACCUCACACUUCUAUAAAGGCGAUCCUUGUGUGGGGGUAUCAGACGUGAUUUCUUGUCCUGUGCAUUUUUUCAGCCUCCCAACCUGAGAAAUACAAGUGAAGCAAUUUAGAUUGGAGUGAAAUAUCUAAGGCCUGUAAUGAGAAUGAUUUGGGGUUAAGAAAACGGCAUGGCGGGGUGUACCCUUAAUAGAAAGACCCUGAAGCUAUUGGAUUCCCAUAAACUCUGUGGAGCAGACUUGAUACCCAUAGGUCAGUGAUUGCUAAUAAGAAGUCAAUGAGACAUGGGCUCAGGUUAUUUUCCUUUGGAUCUGCUCCUCCAAACUUGCCCGGUCCUCUAGGCUGCUGACCUCAGAGUAUUUAGAAGGUAUUGUCUUUGAAAUUCCAGGUACUUUUGAGCUUGUAGACUUUCUCAUUAGUUCUUUUUGAACACAGCAAACAUAUGGCAGUCGUAUUUAAGAGAUUGCCUGCCGUGACCUUUCACGGCAUGCUAAUUAGGCCCCAGAGCACCGCAGGCCGUGGAGAGGCACGCUGAGAAAGCCAGCAGUCUCUUUCCCACUUCUCUCUUUCUGCCUCUGUACUCCUGUCUCAUCUUGGCUCUGCCUUAUCUGGUAGCAGCCGCUGCCCCUGCCCUUCCACAGUGUGGGUUUCAAAAUUAACAUUUCGCUUCAUGUGCUUCUAAUAACCACUAACCUGAACCUGUACAACUCCCCUCUUCCCUUCCACAACACCCCCUCGCCAACUCCCAGCGCCUCUUUUCCUCAUUCUCUCGCCUCCCGCACUUUCCACAGGAAAUAAUCGCACCCAAAAUUACUUUGACCCGUCGUCAGCAGAGCAGACAGACCCAAGGCAUGGCAGGAUGGCUGGGGUCAGCGCCGAAGAUGAGCUGGAAUUAAGUAUGCCAUUCUCUGUCAUAAUAGUUCUCCUCGGUUCAUUAAAGUGAGGUCACUGGUGGUAGGCUGCCAUUUGUGAUGGCAGGACGGUCUAUGUAAAUACACCAAAUGAUGGCAUCACUAGAUUGGCUAUCCAGCUCGCUGUCAUUGAUGAAGGUCAUGUAUCAUUGGUCAGUUUUCAUUCCACUGUGGCUUUUUCUUCCCUCUGUCGAAUGACACACGCAGAGCCAUAUCAAUAGUUUGCAGCCCCCUCCCAAAGUAGUCCUAUUAAAAGCGAGCUCUUGGGAGCCAAGUAAUAUGCAUGUUAUAAUGAAACACGGUUAUUAAUGGAGAAGCCAUUUCACCUGUAUCUUUUGGAUAUCACUGCCGUGUAAUAUCAAAGGAUUCGCAAAACCAAAUCUCAUCACAUGAUGACAGGCAGGCUAACAGGCAUGUUAAUGCUCCUUUUUCAUUACCCCUCUGCAUACACUUGAUUCUCAGGCCUCUGCAGCCACAGCUGAUGUCUCUGCUGUGCAUGUUAAAAUGUGGUUUAGAUUGACUCGACUGAUAAGUGGGAGGUAAUUUUGAAGCAGACAGAAUGCACGUCGUUCUCCGACUCUGUUCAAGGUGUACUGAUUUCAUGAUUUUUGUGACUUUCAGCGAUAGUGAAUGCCGAUGAACACCGACUUUAUCAAAGAAUGGCUGCACUGCUGGAUGAGGAGGAUACCUUCAUAGAUAUACCAGGUGUGUAUUUCCCUUGAUACUUGAUUUGGGCAUACCUGUUAUCAAAGGAAAGCAGUGUUUACUGUGGUACCUCUGUCUCCAGAUACUGUGGCUUUAAGAAGAGCUUUGUGAGACACCCAGACAAGCAUAAGACAUUACACUAAGAGCAGCACUCACACAAAGAAUAAAACCAGAAACAGUCCUUCACUAGUAGUCGGUGCUUUCCAAGCACAGCCAUUGUCUCACAGUAGGCGUGCCUUUUCUCAUUAGCUCACUUUCAUCCAGCCAACCGGGCAACACUGAGGUGGUUUAAGCUUAGCAUUGUUCUGGCAGGAGACAGUUGCACCAGAUCCUGUUGACAUGACGCACGUCUCCCUUGUAAUUCCAGCGCACAAGUGAUGGGUUUAGGCCCGCUUCAACAUGGUAGAAUUUUCCCGUCUCGUAUUAUUUGCCAUUGUCUCGGAUUUAGCUGUACCGCCGAGAUUAGCAGCCCCAUCCAUUGUCUUGGAAUGUUCAUGAAAUCCCACAGAAAAAGUAAAGAGGAUCUUGGAUUAACAGUUUCUCCAUGCAAUAGGCUGAGACACAGUGAGUGAGAGAGAGAGCUCCUACUUGUGUACUGUUGGAGUCCAACUGCGUCGACUGCCAGUGAGGACUUCACAGCGCUACAAUAGACUUCAAGACAAUCACCUUAUGCUGUUGUGUGGAUGCCUCCCACCGGUGUAGGCCGCACGUCCUCUUUGCUGCUGCAAAACCGGCUCAGUGUAUGUCACAGCUGAUCCUGACAUUUUGUGACUGCUUCUCAGGCUUUUGUCUGGGCUUUUACAGCCCUCCACAAAGCAGCAUACACACUUCACAAGACAGAAAAUAAGACAAAGUAUUAAUGAAAUGGACAGUCGCCAGUGCUGUAGACUCCUGUUCAUAAAACAUUCCUGGAGAAAUCCCUUCUUCUUCUCCGUCUAAGACCUUCCCUUCCUUUUUAUCUCGAUGAAUUCUAUUGCUUUGGCUCGCAGAUGAAAGAACAUAAAAACUGGCUUUCUGUUCAUUUUACUUCUCAGCGAGGAGCGAGGCAUUGAUAUCAGCUUCUAUGUGAAAAGCAUUAGGAAGUGAUAACAGCUUUGGCUGUUACACAUGUUGGACUGCACACGAUGAAAACACAGAUGCUCAAAGAAUAUGUGAGAAUGACACUUUGAGCGGUCAUGACCAUAUAAGGACGCAGAGGCAGGCGAUGAGUCAAACCCCCACAGUGGGCAUUUAUUUACACUGAACAACAACUACCAGUAAAACACACCAGAUACACAGCUUCAUGCACAGGACAGUUUCAGAAAAUGACAAGAGUGAAACUUUAGUGUCAUGAUGUGUUCGGCCGCCAGCGAAAAAAAAUUGGCCUUUCUUAAUAUUGAUUUAUAUCUUAAGACUGAUGUCCUCACCUCCAUGCUAGCUGCUCUCCUCAAUGUUAGUCUUAACUAAGCAGAAAUUAGAAAUGAAAAUUAUGAAAAUUGUAACAAUAAGUUUGACAAAAUACAUGUAUUUGUCAAUAUUGCAUUAUGUCGAGUGGGUUUUAAAUGUCAGCGCUGUUGUGUGUGAAAGAUAGUUAGAGACGCCAAGACCCGCCUUAUGUUGCUUCUGAUUGGUUUAUGGUGCUUGGUGCUUUCCGUGGUUGGUUGCAAAAAGGACUGAUGGAUUGUUCUGGGAUUGGUUAGUCAAUCAGAGUUACUCGAACUGCGGCACGCCAUAUUGGAUGGGCCCACACUCCAAAUGGGGUCAAUAGAGAACAAGCAACUAUGCCCGUAUUUUUGCACUUUAUCGUUGAAAACCCAACACAGUAUUGAAACCAGAUCAUGUAGGACUACAUUUCACAAAUAAGAUUGAAAAAUAAUUUUGGUCAUUUUUAAUGUGUGACAUUGUCCUGUAUUAUGGCUACAUCCCUGCCAUUGUAACAAACCAAAAAGUGUGAAAAUCGGGCUGAGAUUCGGAGAGUUAUUAUUAAAAUGGUUGGGCAUUCCUACGUACCUUAAUGCACUGGGGGACCCAUCCAAGACGGCGGCCGCACUGAUACAAGAGCUCCAAUAGGCAGCAUCAGGCUUUGAGGCGUCUACAUAUAUUACUUCUUCUUCUUCUAUGGUGUUUAUUGGCGGUUGGCAAACCAACGAGAAGGUGCAUUGUCUACAUAUAUUAUGUCUAUGGCUCUGCCUAUGUACCCUUUCCAAUCAGAUGCCACCAUAUGCAGGGGUGCUAAAAACAUGAAACUUUGUUUUUACUUAAUAUGAGUAUUAUUUUAAUGUAAACCCCCAAACCUUUAAACAUAAACAAUCCCAGACUACACAUUCAUAUGUGACUACUAUUUUAUGUAAUCACAUCCUAACAGUUAUUUUUUCAAAAGAAUAUAGUACGUGGCCCUGUUUACCCCUCAUACCAAUCUGCUAGUUGGAACCCUCCCGGCACUUUAAAAACGCUGUUUGUUUCCCUGGGGACUCUUUUACCAGCGCACCCUGAGAGUGAAGACAGAAAGGUACAGGUAAGUGUUUGGCAUUUUCACAUCAGGUUAACCUUUGUAUCGCACCUUCCCUAUUUUAAUCAGCAUACAAAUCUGUUUGGACUUUUCCAACUCAUACUGUUUCUCAUAGGUGCUGCGGCUAAAUCAACCCGCGGCCAUUACAUGAACAGCGAUCGUCUGUGAGCAACACAUCAUGAACAAAAUCUGUAUUAUUAACCAAAUCUGAAUAAAAGUAUUUUUACCGAAAUACCUCUCAGACUCAUCUGUUAACGUGUCGUGUUUGUUUAUUAAAUCUAUGAUAUGUCGCUCUAUGCCAUGUGACCAUUUGUUACGUUAGCUGCCUCAAUCCUUAGCCAGGCCUACCUGGUAGUCUGUAACGGAGACGGGUGUUCUGCCGUAGAAUGCACCCCUGCCGUAGAAUUCACCCCCUGACGGGAGCGCGGUUGAAAGCAGUGUUGUUUUUGGCAGGCAUUUUAGGUUUAGUUUUAGUCUUAGUCAUUUUGAUGAAAUGCUUCUUCGUUUUAGUCCCAUUUUAGUCAUUUCUAUCCUUGAUAGUUUUCGUCUAGUUUUAGUCCGACGAAAAGGUGCCUUUUGACGUUCGUGGUGUUCUUUCCCGACAGUUUGAAGCCGCAGCAUGAGGAAGCUGUGGCUCCACAACUGUCGUCUGUCUCGUCUCCCCGUCCCCGUACAAGACAUUGUGUUUUAUUGUCACUUGAACUGUAUCUGAAGUAGGACCAAAAAUCAUCCCUCUUUUUUCGGCCACCGGGCACCGCUGCUGUGCCUGCCGCCACGGUGUGUGUGUGUGCGCGCCUCGUCCACCUGCCGCUCUGUGUAUGUGUAUGAGUGUGUGCGCGCAGCUGUGCGCGAGCGAGGCUUUUGGUGCGUGUGUGAUGGGGGCGUGACAGUUAGGACAAAAAAAAGCAUGUCUUGAAACUGUGUUCGUCCACCUAAUAACAAUUUAGUCUCGUCUCGUUGUCGUCUGACGAAAAUGAAUAUAAUUUUCGUCACAUUUUAGUCUUUACAGAGCUUUGGUGACGUUCGUCUUGGUCUCAUUUUCGUCAAGGAAAAAAGGGGUCUGACGUCGUCAUUUAAGUUUUCGUCCUGCCUGACGAAAACAACACUGGUUGAAAGUUCAUAACAAGGCUAAAUCAUCCAAGUUUUCCUUACCGUUAGAUGGAUUCAAAAGCGUGUGUCUUCAAUUAUUUAAUUCAGGCUAUUCAGAUAAACCGAGAAAAUAGCCCUUUAAAUUCGGAACAUUUGCUGUCCUGAAUAUAUAAUUUCCUCCACCUUAACAGCUUAGUGUACAGCUUAUAUACCAAAGUACACCUCUAUAUGUGCAUUUGUGAGACACAGAGCGAAAGUUUGCUGCUCCAUUUGACAUGCUGUCAUGAUCCAGUACUCGUGUUCUCUUUAAAUAUUAGAUAAUCUUAGAUUUUAAGAAGCUAACGGGUGAAUGGGAUGAAGGGGGUGCAUUCUACGGCACAACACCUGAGAGACCUCCAUUACAGACUACCACACGCUUUCUACUAAAGAGGCGUAGAAGAAAGACGGAAAAGAAAUAAAUUCUGUACGACUUACUAGAAACUAGUUCAUGCCUGAUGCUGGAAAAAAAAACUUUUUUCAAUGUAUGGACUUAAUAUUAAGAGGUUUCCUUCUUUUUUUAGGAGUAUGAGUUUAAAAGAAAUGAUGCUUUCACUUAAUUUACUUUCAUGUUCAAAGCCUUAAAGCCUGAUCCUCUUAAAACACUUCGAUGGCAGACAUAAAAUCGUUUUAUUUCCUGCAUAGAGACAAAUGACAAAUCUGUUCCCAACAUUCUGCACAUUAUUCUCUGUCUGCUCUGGUUUAAGAAUUUUUUUAUUGUAAAUUCCAGCUGUGUUUUGCUCCUUUUUAAAUUAUUUAAGGAAGUGUCUGGAGAGAAAUAAUGAGCAAAUCAAAACAAGCAGAUGCAGAUAAUAUAAAGAUAUUUAAAGCAAAAACAGUAGCUGUGAAAAACAAUCUAGUUUUAGAAAUAAGGGUGUUAUUUUUCACCUACAGAGUUUAAAAUGUAUAUAGAUGGGAAUAUGUUGGAUAAAGUAUUUGCAUUCAUCAGAGUGUGUGUCUGUGUGCGUGCGUGUGUGUGUCUUUGAGUAUGCAUGUGUGUGUUUCUGUGCAUGUCCACUGAUGCGUGUCUCUCCAGGUACGCUGCUAGCCUCCAGGGAUGAGGAGGUGUUGGAGGUGAAGGCAGGUGAUCCGGUGCUUCAGCGGCGACUGCUGCUCCACGGCGGUGGUGAUGCCUCGGGCUCCAGACCCUCCCAGGCCCACACCAUUGCCAAAACCCAGGCUGGGACUGGAGCUGGGCUGGGGAGAGAGGCUGGACUCGAAGCAGGGGGGGCGGUAAUGGGUGGAGAGAGCACUGUAAAAGGUAAUGCCACGCUUGAGAUUGUGUUUUUAUAUUUUUUAUUUCCUUUUUGAGGCAUCUUUAUGAGGUGUAAUGUCUUUUGUUUGUGUAGGAGUAAAAAAGCUGGGUUAGUUAAAAACUAGCUCAUGAACUGGUUUGUUUUUUAAUUCACAGCAUCAUAACUGUUGAUGAAUCAGCGUCGACUUACUCUGCAUGUUUUCACAAGGAGAAAAUAAAAGCUGGCAGGGAACCAUGCCCAAAAGUCAUCUGCUCUUCAGCUGUAUUAUUUUCUCUGGACAGUAUUGUAGCUCCAUGGAUUCUUUUGGUUAGAAAAAUGUAAUGCAUAACGCCACAAUAACACUCGUUUUUGGAUUAAUAUAUGAUUUGCGGUUGCACUGUGUUAUUUCUUGCAGCGAGGACAGCCAAGGAGGCGAUCCCCCACUACGCCCAGCAGCUGAGGGAGCGCGUGCGGCCUGACAUGAUCACGCUUGGCAGCCUUUCACUGCAGCAGGUCAGGGCUACAAAGAGGAAUAUCUGUGUCAUCAUCCCAUAUUCACCAGCACAUCAGCCAUGUCCAUUAUGCUGCGGCUCGGGCUAAUGGACAUAGAGUGUGUUCAUGUGUGCGUGUACAUUUGUCUGUUUUGUCUGCUCUCAUCCCAGUUUGUGAAGGAACCUGCGUGUACUUUGUUAAAUUUCUGACUUUUUUUAAGCUCCAUAUUUGAUUUUUUUUUUCCUUCUAACUUUUUUGUGCUCAGCCCUGUCCCUGCAUUACCUUUCCAAGAGUACUGCUUUACUUUUUAUGCAGCUUUUUUUGAAUCCCAGCUGAAUGCAGUCAUGUGAAAUUGCUCUUUGUGGAACAUGCAUUCAAGGUUAGAUAACUCAUCCAUCCUUGGCUCAGAAUGAGAACAUGAAUUUUAACUACAUAAUCUAUGCUUCAUAUGAUAUCCUCACACAAAAAUGUAUUUGUAGAGACAGUUUUGAUGUGUCUUUGAACUUUGUUGGGCAUUAUUAUGCAUAUUUCUUCCUGACAGAAGCAGCAUUUUCUUGGUUCUUUACCAGUCUUAAGGUCUUUUCAGGAAAAAAUAGAGCGUGACCACCUUUAUUUUCCAACUGGGGUGUGGGGAGAUUGUGAACUAGCGUUAAGAUCUAAAGCUUCUUUCAAAACAAGUGUUUUUUAUCCCGUAAAUCAGAAAAGCGAUGAGAGAAUGCAAGAACAUGGGGUUUCCAUUGUGCAGGGAAAUCUAGACUCCAAAGAAAACCCCAACAUAUGUAAACAGAAUGCAGAACUUCUAUCCACUGUAUUUUUAGCCCUAAUCUCACUUCAAAAGAGAAUAGCAGUCUCAUUAUGUGAAUUGAAAGUCUACGUAAUUGGGGGAGAAAUGGAUCAACAAUGUCUCAACAUCACUUGGAAGCGACAGCAACAGUUGACUCAUCCUGCCUUACUCUAUAAUCAGUGGCAUCUAAUGUGUACUGUAUCAGUAUUGGGAUCAGUGUUAUCUCAUUCUGCCAUAAUAUGUAUGAGCUCUCCUACUGUUUCCACACCCACCUCCCAUUGAAAGCACAUUAUCCACCAGAGAUUUCACAUCUAUUUUAAAAAUAAUAGCGUUUUUCUUCUGUCUCUAUUCUGCCGUACAAAGCCUCUACAGGGCGAGACGCUGUCACUUAGCAGUGUCAAUGCGUCUGAAUGGGGAGUGUGAAUGUGCUGACUGAAUGUAAAAGCGGCAGAAAUACUCAUCAAACGCUACAUGUCUUUAGGGCCUGGCUCAGUAUCGAUUGCCUGCAGAUUGCAUUACAGUUGCUCCUUGUGCUUAAUUCUGCCAUUAUGGUGCACUGCACUGUUUCAUAAAGCUGCAUCCAAAGAAAGUGUGCACGUGUGUUUGCACGUAUUUUUAAGCAAGCGGCUCAGAGGGGACCGGUGAAGGGGAGUGAGUGGGCAAAGAGGAGGAAGAGACUGAUGGACUUCUUGACCGGGAAUGUGAAGGUAAAGAUCUCUGUGCUGUUUAAAGAGGAUGUGUUGUGGUAAAAUACCUUCAAGUUUCAUCCAGUCAUGAUCUUUCCUAUUAGAUUUGUACUCUUAAGCUGCUAGAUUUUCUACUCUUAGGCGAUUAUCUAUUAAAAAUGUUAAAUUACAGUUAGCACGGGACAGGAUACAAUGUUUCUGUGUAAAUUAAAGCGCUGAUUAGCUGAUUAAGGUAAUGAUGAUUACCAUAUUAACAGUGUUUAUCAUUUCCACUUUGAUAUCUCACAGGAGCCUGAUUCAGAGAGAGAGUGUGACGUGGCAGCCCCACAGCCCCGCUUGAACACGCUGCUGCAGUAAGUCCAGCCCAUUUCAUAUUUCUCUCCAUAUGUAAAAUUGAUGUCACACCACUGUAAUCAUUAAUUGUGUAAAAAAGCAUUUGUAUUCCCACUGACACCCGGGAAGGCAUGUAAUUCAUAUGUCCUCUGCUUGGCUUCUCCUGUCGACGGGCAUUGCAUUGUGGGUAGUAUGGCUGCAGGGCAUAGAAAUCUGUCCAUGUCAUUGGGCUCGGAGGCGCAUCAAUUCUUGGUCCAUCCACUUUAGUCAGAGAUCACACAUCAAAUCUGGUAGCGAGAGCCCCUGCGGGCAGUCAGCUUAGCAUGUUUAAGUUUUUAGUAAUUAUGGACUACCAUGCCGGCUGACAUGAUAAAAUCAAGAAGCUACUUUACACAUCAGCAUCUUCUGUUGUGUUUGGUGGUUUUAUGGGUGGGUGGUUGUCGGACACCAGCUCUGUCAGAUGAAUGUGGAUCGGAGUUUAGCGAGAUGACCUCCUCUCGACAGCCUUGAACUCUGUAAAUUCCUUCUGAUAUCAAUGGUGGGUGGCUAUUAGACAUGGGAGACUUUCUAUGCAUCACCUAGGGCUACAUCUGCCUGAAAUUUAAUGAGAAAUGAUUUCACUUUUUCUCUCCCUGCGCCUAUAAAAGGAAAAAAAAAAUAAGGAGGAGAGACGCAGAGCUGACUUGUGGUUUUUGUAACAAAUGUGUAAUUCAUUUGUUUCCACUGUUUCUGAUUUAAUGGAGGUCGAGUAAUUGCAUUAGGAAGCACAUUGUGCCUUGUUGUGAACUGAUGAAAGCACAUGUAAUACUUUUGAUAGGCGAACAGAGAGGAGGGAGAGAGGCAGAGAAUGGGAAGAAAGACCCACUGCCUGCCUUUGAUGCCGAGCAUUUAUUUGCCGAAUUAUCCUCCCUUUUACAAGCAUCUUAUCCCCAGUCACAGGCAGGCCAGGGCCCCUGUGAUAUUGCUUUAUUUUGAGGAAUUAAGAGAGGUGGCGAGGAGACAGAGCGAAGCAACCACUUAUUACAUUACCACUGAUAAGAUUGAAAGGCCAAGAAAGGCAGAGAGAGAGAGAAGGGGGUAAAAAAAAGAGAGAGGGACCCCAGUGGAAAGUGUUUUGUUGUGCUGUUAUUAGAUUGAGCCGCUGUUGGCUGAAGAACAACAAAGAGUCCAAAAUGCAGGUGGCUGUAAACAGGGUUAACUUCCUGUGUUAAUGUUUGUUGUAUCCGUGUGUGUGUGUGUGUGUGUGUGUGUGUGUGUGUGUGUUUGUGCAUGUAGCAGCCGCGCCAUUGAGAGCCUGUCACUCAGGGCGCUGGGGGAAGGCCAAGAGGAAGCGAUAGCCAAAUACAGGCCGAUGACAGAGCUCCAAGAAUCCUCCUCUUCAGCAUCACGGCCCCUGUGGCAGGUAGGAUCUGUGAUUGCGGAUGAAAACAUUCAUUUUCAAGGAAACAAAAAAAAAGCACACAAACAGAAAGUGAUUUGCCCCUUCUGUCUGUAAGAAAGCAGGAGUGAAUAUUGAUCCAGAAGUGUUUACAGAUCGUCAAAAAAAGCAGGGUUGUUUGUUGGAAAAUAGAGGAAUGAUGUAAUUAUGUGCAAUCCCGCGAUGAAUGGGACCUGAUAGAAAAUGGGAAUAUCAUAUCCCUUAUUUUCUAGUUUUUGAAAUUCCUCCACUCCUUUUAUUACACCCAUGGAGACCGUAUGUGCACAUGCCUAUGCAAAAGCACACACAUUCAAACACAGGCGCUAUAGAGAAAGGCUCCCAGAAUCCUGAGUAUCCUGCCACAUUAUUUUUGUACAGUAUAUAAAGAGUCUUCCCCCUGCUUUGUGUGGAUGCUGUCUGUGGCUUUAGGAAUCUAAGUAGGAGGGAAAAAGGAGUCUUUGGAGAUGAAAAAGGGGAACAUAGAGAGAGGGAAGAAAAGAGAACCAAGUGGGAAAAGGAAAAGGAAAAGGAAGCUGCAGCUUUAGCGGUAGCAUCACCAGCUGUGGGAGGAGUGUGCUGUUGUGUUGCAUCUGGGGAUGAGGCUGCCAUGCCACCAUGCUGGCUUAAAGAUGUAAUGAAUCUUCAGUCGGGGGCUUUCCUUCCAGGGUGACAACUGGCUUUGAGGAAGGUUGUAAAUGCAGGGGAGAUUGUGGUAUAAUUCCUCAGACUGGCGUUUGUGCCCCCCAGUCACCAUUCGAUUAUCUCCCAAAUUGCUGUGUUUCACUGAGAUAAAGAUUUUUUAUGGCUUGCUGACUUGAAACAACCGGCACAGGCAGAAUAGGGGGCAAAAGAGGGAGAGGGAGAGAAGAGAAAGAGAGAGAGAGGGAGAGAGAGAGAAAGCAAUGGCCAAACCUGCCACGCAUAGUAAUUUCCUUUGGUAAAUGACAAAAUCUUUGUUUAUAUGACAUUUCCCUAAAAUUACUGCAGCGAGAUGAAUCUGAAAUAUAAAAUGUCACAUUUGGCAUGCAAAACUAUGAAAAUAUAUUUCUGUGCAAAAUUCAUGGAGGCAUUUAAUUUAGAAUGUGUUUAAUAACUAAGGCAGCCUGCAUCAGUAAUCCUGCCCGGAGGUCCCAAAAAGAUUGUCAUAUUUAUUCUCUGCUUUCUUCACCCCCCUCCUUCAUACCGAAGCCAAAAAAUUUUAAGGGUAAAUGUUCAUUGUUAAUUAAGAUUUACUAAUUAAAAUGAAAAUAAUUAACGAGAAAGCUUAAUCUCUGAAUAUUAGCCCAUACUUAGAAAGAAUGGAAGUUUUUGUAUGUGGCAUUUCCUGUCUCUAUUAAGAGUGCAUUUUGUGUGAUCAGUCAAUACGUGGAAAGCCCUGAAAAGAUAUUUCAGCGAAAGGACGGCCGCUUGCCAGCAAAACGCGGAAGAUCCCUCGCUGGAGCCUUUGAUCUCAUCUGUAGGAGUGCUGUAAUGUUAUGGCACUUUAGGCACAACUCAGGCUUGGGGCAAACAAACCACCUCUGAUAUGGAAAAUUGGCUCACUUCACCUUUUACCUUCGCCUUGCUGUCUUGACUGUCUCUUAUGACGCUUUUGCAAGCAUGUGGGCCAGAUAAUAACAAUGCCUCUUCAAACAUACAUCAUGCAAAUUGGACACCGGUGCGAUGAUAUUGUUUUUUUUGUUUCUUUUGCUUCCUUUUCUUAAUCGGCACUCCUCCUCCUCCUCCUCUCCUUUUCCAGUUUGCUUUCUUUUAACAUCUCUCUUCCAAUGUGGGGGUUUGGAGGCCUCGAUCACCUCCUCCCGAAUGUGAGAUGUGUGGGCUAAACCGCUUUGCCACCAAUUAUACUAAUUUCACUUCUGCCUAAAUUGUUUUUGUUGUUCUGGUAUGCAAAGAUGCUCACAGUGGGGAGAUUGAAGGGCAUUACUGCAGGGCUCAGCACACAGUUUCUCCCCUCACAGUCUGGCAGAGCAGUGGGCACAGCCAGCCGCUAAGUUGAAUGUUUAUGUUAUGUAUGAAUUUUAGAGGAAAAGGACAAGUCUCAGGUGGUUUAGUGACAACAGUAUGCCUUUAAAAACUGCAAAUGCAAAGUGUGGGUGAGUGUGUGUGUGUGUGAGCAUGUAUAGUCCCUGGGUGCUAAUAUGUCAUUGAUUGGACUUGAAAGCUUUAAUUGCCAGACACUCAAAAUUUGCCCAAGGGAGUUAGCCAACACAGUGUAUAUUCAAGUGCAUGAAAUAAAUGGGCAUUGAGAGAAACAACUAAAGUAACUAAAGACAAAUAAAGGUAAAGCAUUAGGAAGUAUAAAUGUGAAGGAUUGUGCUCUACCGGAUGUAAAGUGCAGAAACAACAAAACAAUUGGAUAGAGUGUAUUGAGCAUGAUGGAAAGUGAGUAGGUGGGAGAUUGGAAAGUAAAAAACAGGGUGGGAUAAGAUAACUUAUGUGGUGCGGUUGGAAAGGAUGGUAAAGCAUCAGGUAAGAGAGUUAGAUGAAGUAAGGUAAACUACAGGGUGAUAAAAGAGAUGGAGUAAGAUGGAAAAGUACUGGAUAGGAUGGCAAGUGAAGGAGAAAAACAAGGUGUGGUCAGAGAAGAGGUGAGAAAUUGGGAUGUGAGGGAUAGAAAGGAUGUGAUAUGAUAGGAUAGAAAACAAUAAUAUAGGAUAGAAUAGGAAAAGAAAUGGGAGGAUGAGAUAGGAUAUAAUAGGGUAGAAGAUAGGAUAGGGUAGGAUAGAAUAGGAAAUUAUAUAACAGGAUAAAGUAGGGCAAGAUUGGAUAAGAUAGGGUAGGAAAUAGGAUAGAAGAUAGGAUAGGGAAAGAAAUAAGGUAGGAUAGAAGAAAGGAUAGGAAUUAGGGUAGGAUAGAAGAAAGGAUAGGAAAUAGGGUAGGAUAGAAGAAAGGAUAGGAAUUAGGGUAAGAUAGAAGAAAGGGUUGGGUAGGAUAGGAUAGAAGAUAGGUUAGGGAAGGAAACAGGGUAGGAUAGAAGAUAGGAUAGGACAGAGAGGGACAGAAUAGGAUGUUGUUGGGCAGGAUAGGAUACAGUAGAGUAGGGUGGGAUAAGAUAGAAUAGAAUAGGAAGUGAUGUAAUUUUAGUAAAUACUUAUAGCACCCUGUCCAGUUCCCAAUGAAUGGAUCUGCAACUCUUACCUCCAACCAACUUAAAGUGAAAAAUAAAGCACCAGUCUAUAUUUGUCAAAAGUUGAAGAAAAGGGUGACUGAGACCAAAUGACUGUUUAAGCCAGAUUGACUUUCCAUUAACCACUGUUCAACAGAUGCCACAGAGGGACAAAAGACUGAAAAUGUAUUUAUAUUGUUCCAUGAUUAUGUUUUAUAGAAAAAAAAAUCUUAAGUCUAGCCAGCUUACCCUGUUACUCAUCCUAAGCCCCAAAAAGAGGCUAAUGUCACCAAAACAAACAAGCGAAUAAACAACAAGUGGGUUGAUGUAGCCCGAAGGUUAGUGGGAUGAGCUCACUACCAGGAGGUUGGCGUUUGAAAAUCUCAUUCUGAAUGGGCAAGUUGGCCAGGGGAAAUAAAUAUCACUCUCAACUUUGAUAACAAGGAACGCUGAUAUGCCCUUGAGCAAUGCACUUAACCCUUAAAUGGUUGAAUGGAGAUCAGUAGAUGGAAGCCUGCAGCUGUACCAGGCAACUUUCCCUUACGUUGACUAUGCUUGACUUCAGUUGGACAACAAAUCCCCCCCUGUUGAGCACCUGAAGUUUUCCCCACCCCACAACUGGGGGGAUUAAAUCAUGAAAUAAAUAUUUAUAUUGGGUUGUAAUUAUUUUUAGUGGUUGUCAGAGCGAACAAAUGAGCCAAGUUCUAUCUAACACAGACUGAUUGACAGAAAAUCUUUCUCACACUUUAGUCACGCUGUCUUAUCUCCAGAUACGCAUUUCUUACUUCACUCCUAUAUUAAAUUACAUGCAACAUGUGUCAUGGUUAUAUAUAGAGCAAAAAAAACCAAAAAAAAACACACCAUUUUAAUUUGCCAUGCUGAUUGUUACAUCUAAUAACCCUUAAGAAAAAAAUGAGUAGAAAAUUGUUUUUGGUGCCCUUAACUUGAAAGCAGAGUAUGCUGCAGAGAGGCUUCUCGUUGCGACAAUAGCUUUGUGAGAAUAAAAAGGCGUUGUGAGGCGUUAAGUAAUGAAAUUGUAUUUACAGAGCUCUUUUUUUAAACAGUAGUUACAAAGUGUUAAACAGCAGUAAUGGGGUAGGGGGUGUAGAUAAGAUAACACAACUGCUGACAGGAUUUACAACUAGGGGUUAAUACGGCAGCUCCACACUGUCAACAAAAAUGUUUGUUUUGGGGGAGGUUAAACUUAUUACUUUCACAGGUUUCGUGAUGGGGAAGUUGAUCUUUUGGUGAUAAAUUGUAACACCUCUUAACUGACAUAUGUGUGUUUACUAAGCACAGUUGAAAAGCACAAAGAAAUACUCAUGCUAAUUAGGGAUGCACCGAUCUGAUAUUUGGAUCGGAUAUCUGUUCCAAUAUUGACAAAUCAACUGGAUCGGAUAUCUGAAUUGGAACACUGGAACAGAGCCAUUCAUCAGUCUUUUUUUUCUUUUAAUUAAUAUCAUACACAGUGAUUUUGUUCGCUCUAUAUCUAUGUCUGUCUAUCCUUUUGCACAAAAUGUUUACAUAGAAGUCUUACUUCUUUUUGCUGUGUGCUACUGUGCAGUUUGUUAUUUGUUAUUAAAUAAUAAGUAGAUUUAUAUCUGUGUUAAUUUGUUACCUUUUUUUUGUAACAAAGCUUAUGUCAAGCCUGAUACCUUCACUCACAGGGCAAGGUAUAUAGUUCAUUCAUUCAACAGUAGUAUUGCAUCGGUAUUGGAUAUUGUCCGAUUCGCUCAGCUGAGUUAUCGGUGUAGGUUCCUCAACAAUGAAACCAUGAGAUUGCAACGAUACACUAGUCCAGCAUGACUAUAUAAACAUAUAAGUGCGCAUUAUACAAAAUUAAAGGAGAGUGAGUGAGCGAACGAACGAGCAAGGUCAAAAAACUGUGUGGCUCCACUCCAUGAUGCCAGAUGUAACUGCACUCUCGGGUUAACUAUGACAGAUGUCAAUACGCAUCAAACACUCUAUAUAUGGUUUUUUAAACCUGUUAAUAUCCAUACAUAUUUUUUAUUUAAAUGAACUUAUCAACAUGAAUUAUCUAACUGUAAAUAAUGUAAAUAACCAGAAUUUUACCACAGUCAACACAAAGGUAAUUCAAUACAUAAACUUAAAUUAUGCAAACAUUGAUGAACUCAAAAUAGGACCCAGGCUCCUGCAAUCUGUAUCCGAUUGGAUUGGUGUAUCUCUAAUGCUAAUGUGUUACAGGGUUAGAUAUUAUAGUAGAUAUUAAAAAUGGUGGAACAUUUGGUUUUAAAGUCAUUUGUUUUUUUCCUAUUAUUUAGGAUUAACUCCAGUGAGUUCAGAAAAUAUGCUGUCAGUAAUUUCAGCUUCCCAAUACUAAAACCAAAGUUUGAAUUCUGUGCAUAAAAAGUUGUGAGGAAUGUCAGAAAACUGAUAAGUUUUUUUUUUUGUGUCUUUCAGCCUAACCAGAGCUCCACCCCUCAGCCUGUGGAAGUGUGCGUGCGCUGUCUGAGAGCCACCAGAGAUAAACUACCGAGGGGCCUCUACUCUGUCAGUGUGGCUCUUCACAGCCGUCUAGGGGGUCCAGCUUUGGCUUGGUGCUCUAAGAAAGAUCAGCAACAAUGGGCAGUGACUACGGAGCCAACUGAGCACCGGGGCUUCUACUAUGACACGGACCUGCAUAUUAACCAGAGUCUGUUCAUGGUGAGAGUUUGGGAUACCACCUCCUUUUUAAAUCAGCUUUUUUAAAAACAAAGAUGAGAGAAUAGACACCGCACAUUUGGUUUGUAAUAAAUAUGUAUUAGCACUCGUGUGUAAAGAAAAAAGCUAAAAACAAGAGUUACAUAGACAUCUAUAUUUAUAAGUGCUGGUGACAUGUUGCUCUCUCUUUUGACACUGAUAUAUUUUUAUUCAACAACAGAAUCAGGUUGUGAUUUGUGACUGCAAUUUUAUUUGAUAACAACCCCUUUAUUCAUACGUUGCUUGGGGAAACUGCUUUAUUUCUCUCCCUUGGAGUGAGUGCAGAACAUCAAUUUUGACACUGAGGGACUGAAUAAAAACACGCUCACUGCCGAUGACAUGUAUUGAGGCUCUAAUGUGAAAUUCAGAAGAAAGUUUAGCAUAAUGUAAUCUUACACACAAAGUGGCCCCCUCAUAUAAAAGCACUUUAAAACAAUAAAACACACUCUGACAGGAUUUGCCGUCCUGUAGUUUCGUUUUUUUGCGACACAACUUCUGUCUUCCACCUCUAGUGUUUCAUUAGUUUCAGAGAGCAGAGUUUUUGGAGACUGAAAUGGAUUCAAUAAUUUUUAACCAAAAAAGAAAAAAGAGGAAGGAAAAAAAACCCACAUAUGAAAAUAUGCCACAUGCCACCUCGAGGCUCUUCCCAGGGGGAACUUCAUAUGAAUAAAACAACAACUUUUCAACCAUGACAUAUAAUCUUUGCAAGUAAAUCAAACCCAAGAUCAAUUAUUCAUUUAUAUAAGGAAGUACUGUUUUAUUGGAAUGAAAAUUCUUAUGCACAAAUGUAGUGAAACAUUUAGCAUCUUUUCUGCGUGUCUUUUUUAAUAUUUCCAACAUAGUUCAGCUGGAGUGGAAAAAUAGAAACCCCAGAGUAGUGAGAGAAGUUGAAUGCUUUUUAGAAAUGUGUCAAAACUGUGAACCUCCAUUUCCAAAACAAAAGAUGUCACAUGCUUAACGCAUUUGGUCCUUUUACAGAAAAAACACAUCAGGUUAUAUUAGAUUAAAUCUAUCCACAUUUCAUAACCACUUUCCUAAACCUCUUGGUACGAGAGGAAAACAGUUUCUAUAGAGGAUGCGCUAAUCUUAAGAAACCCACAUACUUGUUUUGGAUGGUUGAUAUUGACCAGUGGAUUAGACAUCUCUGUUUAUUUUUAUUCACUGACAGCGUGCAAGAUUUACAAGAGAAAGCUAAAACAGUAGCCACUAAAUCCAGUGUCCCUCCUGAUCCCAUAGAGUUUUGUACCGGCUCAGAAAGGGCUUCUUCACUGUUCUGAUGGCAAUUUUUAAAGGCCUUAGCUGGAGCAUUUAGCACAUGUGGACACUGUCAAUGGGCUGGUGGGCGUAUUCACUGAGCUAGAGCAUCCUGAUAAUAUUGUCUCCGGCUCCCAUCAAACAUAAAGGACGGGGUAAAAGCUGGCACUAACUGAAUGCGGACCUGGGAUCUGAUUCAGAGGUAAAAAAAAAAAAAAGGUUUAAGUACGGCAUGGUAAAUGCUUCAUGUCACUCUUCCUUCCUCUCCUCUCCUCGGCUGUGCUUUAGACAAACCUGUUGUUGUUGUUGUUGUCCUCAUUGACAGCGGUGGAAACGCUGAUCAGAUUUGUCUGAGACUAUCAGGAUUGGCUUGGUUGUUUUCUCUCUCCCUCCUCUUGCCCACACUAUAGCAUGCGAUUUCAGGAGUGCUUGCAGUGCCUUCUAAGAGGAAAUGAGGAAUUAGUGAUGGUAAAAGGAAGCCAGGAGCUUAUUUUCCUUUCCUCCCUCUCUCUCUCUCUCUCCCUUACUCUCUCUCCUUCUUUUUCAUUCACCCUUUGCUUUGUGUGUCUGGGUUUGGAUUUAGACAGCAACGGUGCAGCUGAAGAUGUCUGGGAUAUACAGACAAGCGGGAGCAGUGAAGACUUCAGGUCCACAGUCUUUGAGCAACUGUACUCCAAAUCAUACAUAAAUAAGCGGAUUGCUCCUUUUUUUUUCAAAUCUUUUAAUUUAGAGGGAAAAAUAAUCUUUUUAAAAACUAUUUUAAAGUAUCCAAUGAGUUGUACUGUAAAUGUAUUAUGGUAAAAGCUUUUUUUUUUACUCAGUCUUACAAACUUUACAGUAAUGUCCCCUUCAUAAACACUCCACAUGCAGAUGAGAGCCGAGGCCUUACACAUACACACAAACAGCUAUUUAUGCAGGUCAUAUUUCUUAUAGUAAAUGAAUAAUGUGGAAUGUCCUCAAUAUCCAUAAUCUGCGAUAUUAUGCCAUAAAUUUGUGUCCUGAGUUAGACACUACUACCCAUCAUUUCACAGGUGCAUACCUAACGCAGAUUAUCAGGGGAGGUGGGGAGGGAUACACAUGAUUUAUGUGUUAAAACAAGUCCCCUGCGUUUUCCAUUACAACUAAUAAAGGAAUAAAAUAUUUCCACCUGGUGAUGGAUGAAGUGGCAUACACCUCACUGUCAGUUCAUUUUUUAAGCAAACCCACCGCUCUCCGGGUAAAUAAGAAUGUAUGUGUUCGCCAUCAGCUGCUAACCACUAACACUUUUUGGUUCGCGGAAGAUACCCUUAAUAACAUCAGUUUGAUUGAUGGUGGCCUCCCCGCGUCGGAAAUUCAGUAACUGUCAACUCAGGGGACUACAACGGCACUCUCACCUUUUCCUACACUCUGUUUGACUCAGCUUUUAUCACUCCAACAUCUCCUUUUAGGCGAUUUGCUGAGUUGGACAGUGGCAGUUAUGAGACCGCUUUUCAAGAACACAGAAAUAAGUUGGAGAAGGAUUUUAGUCGAGGAUGUAGAUUAGGUUGCUCCCUGAGGGCUUCCGUCCUGUUUGUUACCCUCUGUGUGUCUGUUUGUCAUUGCAUUCAUCUACGUGCGCUGCCUCCUGUAUAAUCUGCAACUGUGUCUACAUAUGUGUGCAUACGUUACUGAGCGCGCCUGCAGGCAUGCGCCGAGCUGUGAGUGUCUCCCUUUUUGCGUCCGCAGAUCUUACCUGCAGCCUGCGAGGUUGUCCCGUCCACGGUUCUGGUUUUCCAGCUCAUUGCCCUAUCUGGUCGGAACAGCCAUGUCAGCUCUGUGCUGGCGUGGGGGGCGUUUCCUGUCUGCGGACCGGGUCUUAAUCAUCUCCAAGGCAGGUGUGUCUAAACAGACAAAGUUAGCAUUCUGACCUGUGGGGUAAAUCUGCAGUUACAAGCAAAAUAAUCACACAUAAAUCAUACAUGUUUGUAAAAUGACCCUUAUCUGUUUGUUAUCAUUGACCCAGGUUCAAGACCCCUCUGCUCAGGGGGGAGCCCAACACACAAGUGAGCCGGUUUAAUGACAUUGAAGCUCUCAUCUCCUCUGAUCUAGAUCACUGGCUUUGCAACCUGUACUUUGAGGUGCGUAUCCUUUUAUAAAUGUGUAAAUAUUUAUGAUUUUGUGGAGGUAUAAGUUUAAAUUCUGAGGGUUAAAAUUGUGUGUGUGUGUGUGUGUUCAUUCAUCUCUCUCCUGACUCCGCCCAAAACCCCUUCCUGUAUUAUUUUGGGGGCAGGAUAGUAGAUCUACCGAGAUGAGGUCUAGAUUUUUGGAUUUUCUGUGAUAAAAAGCUUUAACGCAGAGAUUGAAAAAUUGGCCCCAGAGAGUAAACAAGAACCACAUCUAAACCCAGCGAAUCCGGAUGCAUUUGAGCUGAUGCAUUGAUUAGAUUAGUAAACAUCUUAAUUGAAUUAAAAAGCCAGAACAAAGCUCUCUGUCUGGGGUUUGCGUCUUUAUUCGUCCUUUCCAUUCUGACAUGCUGUUUGUAUUACUGCAUUAUCAUUACUAUGGGUUGCUUUGAUUUCUCAGGGAUGUAAACAGCUAUUUUCUUGCACUUAUCGUGGAAGUACAGCAGGUUCGGAUGUGCAAUAUUUAAUUUUAAUCUUAAUUAAAUUAUUUUUACCGUAAUGGCACCCUAUGAAAAAUACUAAUAGUUGGUUAUGUCUGCAGUUUAAUCACUUACACCUGUAGUGUAAUUACACAGACGUGCUGUUUUCCCACAAGCAGGGUUGAUGCAAUGGAAUUAUGUUCGUAAAGACUGCUUGUAAAAUUAGCAUUCAGAGGUUAUAUUAAUAUUCACUCAGCCCAGAUGUACAGCUUUGUUUGUUUGUUUGUUGUUUCUCAGAUAAAGAGGUUACCUUCUGGAGAGCCUUGUAUCGCCCUAUCAAUCCCCACUUCGAACCCCCAUCCUGAAGUCCAACAUGAUCAAUCCCAAUGCCAACUGCCACCCCAGCCUCAACCUCCGUCACAAACCCAGCUCCGUCCCCACUUCAUCCAUCACCAGUGCCAGUUUAACCCCCAACAGCAGCCGCACGUGGGUCCCAGCAGCCGAGCAGGAGAGCCUGCUGUGGUACACUCUCACCGGGGGUCUCCUCUCCACCUGUCAGCAGACUCUGCUUGCUCCUCCUCAUCUCUGCCAGGUAGGGGUUCAAUGUUAAAACCCCCCAACUAUGCCACAGUGGGGAGAAAAUGUCACCCUAAUGUCACCAGCUCUGGGAUGAGAAGACUGGCAGGCCUCACUUCCAGCAGUUCUGGAGCUGAAGUUGCUCGAGGGGAGGGUUGGGUGGGCCGAGCUUGACAGACAGACAGAAGUAACGACAAACAAAGCGUGUUUUCUCAAGUAGAUUAUAUGCAAAAACUUAACAGAUACACUGUAGCAUUCGUGUUAGCUCAAGCAAAUGUUUGAGCAAGCACGAAUGAAACUGAUAGACCCAGCCUUCAAUCGUAACAUAUCAAGAUGAAGCUUUUUGAUUUUAGUACCUCCACUUGAAUAAGUAAACAAAGUCUUUUCCGGUAUGAUGAGAUGAUAAAAAGUUUAAAAUGACACACUUAUGUAUGAAGACAUCCUGUAGCUUUACAGUAUAAACUUUAAAGCUCCUGUGAGGAGUUCAUCCAGUUAGUUUAAGUGCCUUAAAAAUGACAAGAGAAGGUAAAAAGUCAGUAAAGCUGCUGAAGAAAAAGCAUCGUUUUUACAUUUUCCACCUUUAAUUCCUCUGUAACCUUCAGUAAAACUUCUGCAUACAGUUUAAGCCUUAUGUGUUAUAUUAGUUUAGGAGGUAGAGCGGUCAUCCAAUAACUAAAAGGUUGGCGGUUCGAUUCCCCCUAUCCCGAGUCUGUCAGUUGUGUCCUUUGGCAAGACACUUAACCCACCUUGCUCCCAGUGUGUGUCCUCCACUGGUGUAUGAUUGUGUGAGUGACUACUAAGUUAGUUUACCACCACCAAGGUGUGACUGUGUGAGCGAAUGAAUGAUGUAUCCAAAGCGCUUUGAGGGUCUCUGAUAAAGUGCUAUAUGAAAUCUGAUGCAUUAUUAUUUUUAUUAUUAAUUUUAGGCAAAAAGGAAGGUGUUUCCCACUUGUUGUUGAUAAAAUGGGCAAUAAUUGGCAUCUAAAAUCGCUCCACCCAUCGCAUGUGAGUGAAACUCCCUCUUCUUUUUCCUCGUCACGUCAUAAAAGAGCUGUUUUCGUUUAUUCUCUCCAUUUUCUUUUUUAAUUUGAAGCAUCUCUUAACUUCUUUCAACACGUAUGAACACACACUCAGCUUGUCACAACAAUCAUGAAGCCUCCUGAAGUAGCAGCACAGUGAGAGACAGUCUUUUAAAGGAGGACUCGGUUAAAUAAAGAAAUUUAGCAACUGCAUAUGAUGUCAUAUUUCUGUAUUGAUAUGUUGUUCCUUGUCGGACUCUUAUGAAUUAUUCUGACGUGGUUGCCCUGCUUAUCUGGUGGUCUUGGCAAGGUGAUACUAUGAUUGUAACCACAUUGAGGGGCGGAUAAUGACUUCUGUUAAUACAAAUUUGGAUCCAUUUCCUUAUUUUGAAAUACUGCAAAGCUCUCACGUCAUCUCAAGUCCCAGCCAUUGCCAGGAAUCAAUUUCAGGCUCAUUUGGUAUUGAUCUACUACAAAGAGGACUGGCUAGCUCCUUUGUUAUUAAUACAUCCGCCUUUUUUUCCCUUUUCUUUUUUUUUCUUUUUUUUUUUUGCACACACAGCUCAUCUUUAUUUAACAGUCCUCAAAAGUUUCUGGGGUGCUCUGCUUUAAACAUCACACAGGCUUUUUAAUUACAAAUGAGUUGUGACAGGUCUGCUGGGUAGCACCCUGGCCCAUUUUAAACGUGAUGCCGGCUGACAGCUUGGCAGUGUUCUCCCAGCACUGAAACAUGUGGAAGAAAUUGGUCUUUUACAUUUCACAGCUUGUCGCUUCCUCCGCCGACUGACCUGUGACCCCCCACAGAGAUCCUAACGCCCACAAGGGAAGUGUCCCCAACGAACUGAGUGCAUUUCCAGAGAUGGAGGGAGAGAAAGAGGGAGGGUGGUGCUCACUUUGGGGGAUUUAUGUUUUGCCACACAAGGAAAAAUGUACUUGGUCUUGGCUCGCGCACAGACACGGACGCUGGCACACACACAUUCUUGUAGCCAGGUGAGAAGGUUGCUCUUGAAGUGAACCCGAUCUGUAAAAAUCGGAUCAAAAGGUGUCCCGCACAACACCUCAUCCAUGCCGAACCUUAAGCCGACCUGACGUUUGUGCCUCAUUUGCAUACAGAUCUGCUCAUUUUGCAUUACCUCUGGAGCGAAUUAUGGCAUUCAGAUGGGGAGAUUACGUCAAGGUUGAAGAGAGCGAUUGAACGGACAACUUUAACCCAGCCAAAAAUGGAAAUCCAAUUCAGCGAGGAGAAGAAGAACAAAUUAUGCCCUGUUCCAGAGUCCUCUGUCAAGUCUGGGGGUUUCAGACAUUUCCUUUCCAUUUCAUGCCUUUCUGUUUCUAAUGUGUGCCGUGCAGAGAAGGCUUUCUCUGCGCAUGUGGCGCCAGGAUUUUUCCUCAUUACCCGUUUGUCUCAGAAUCAGGACGAGUAUAUGGAGACCUCUUGUCAUUGCGAUAACACGCGCACACAGCAGAGCUUGACAGUGAGACGGGAAGUUUGUAUUCCUGAGGCCUGAAAAGUUAAUUAAUCCCCGAAGAAAAAUCAGGGUGUGCAGCAAGGUGUCUAUUACAGAACAAAAACCUGACAUCCCAAUCCAGUACCUCUGACAGGUUUCCAUCAAACAAAUCACAGGGUUUCAGAGCGGGCGUUGAUGUUUUUUGUCUUUCAGAUUGACUUGCUGUUGGUCGAUCAUAAUGCAGAUUUACCUCGCCUGAACCGUCCGAGCAUAAUGGAGAGAAUUUGGCUUUUUAACGUAGAGAUUAGCUAGAGGCGAACUGGGUUAAGUGACCUUUUACAUUAGCUGAAUGAUCCAGUUACAAUGGGUUUGUUUGAACCCGAAUGACUAAUUAGAUUAGUGUCUCGUUUCAUGAUCGCCUUUAGUGGAUCACUGUUAGCACGCAGAUGAUUCUGCCAUAACUGUAUCACUCUCUCUUUUUUUUUGUUAUUUUAUUUAUUUUUUACAAAUGCAUCGUAACAUCCAUCCCCCUGAGCACACAUGGUGAUUUCGAGGAUUCCUCAUCUAAUGUCUUCUUUGGAGCGCUGCCCUGCACUUUCAGGAUGUGCUCCCCUCCAGGCCGGUCCCAGUCAUCAGUGUUGCAAACCACAGUGUUACAUCAUCCCCGCUCAAUCAGUCGCACUCUGCAUCCCCACGAUUAACGCAACAAUGUCCGGAUUCCAAACGGAUGGACUCAAACCUUUGAAGCCUGUUUUGCGGGGAUACACAUGUAAACCCUCACCGCGGGUGUAGUAAACAAGCCUAAAGGACUGCACAUGGGGGACAAAUACGGACCAUAUGGGACAAACACACCCGAAGGUGACAAUGUCAUAGUCAGAAAAAGGGACACAAAUAUCUCAAACCAGCGAUAAGUGUGUUUCUGUCAUUAAAAAGUACAAUCAGAACAGAAAAACUCUGGUGUGAAGCGACACCAAAUACUUGCAGUCUCAUAGCAACCUUAACACAAAUCCCGACAUGGACUCAGGGGUAAUCCAUGAGUCACUGACCUUCAAUCCCUGUGUAACUUUGGACCAGUCAUCAGGCAAUUAGGGGCCUAGGUGAGCAAGAACCGCCAUCUCAGCCUGGUUGCAUCUCACCGCUAACACACUGAUGGGGUCUCGACAGAGUUACGGCCCUCAGGCUUCUCUCUUUCCUCGGUCUGUUUUUGUGUGUACACAGGAGGGAAGCGAGGUGUGCUGCAGUUAUGAGAUACACUCAUUUUUUUAUUUUUUAUUUUUCUACCCUAGAAAAUGUUUGUGCAUGUAUGCAAGAGUCUACAUAUUAAUGUGUUUGUUUGCAUGCCUGUCUGUCUGAGUCCGUGUGCGUGCAUGUGUGAGUGUUUGUGCUGUACUUAACUGAGCUCAGAACAGGGAGGGUGGGGGGGAUAACAAGGAGUUUGUUGUUGGCCUUGAGUGCCCGAAGAGGCUGGAGUUGUGGCAACUCCAGCGCUCCGAGUUCACAGACGUAGCCCUCAGCUGUCGAUGAUGUCGAAGCUGUCGAUGCUGCCUCCGCACUCAUUCUGGUUCCACAGCGUCUGUGCAUUAGCAAGCAGGGCCUGCUGUAAUGAGUGUGUGUGUGUGAGAGAGAGAGUGUGAAUGUGUGUGGUUGUGCUGUCUAAAAAAGCAUCUGAAUCCACGGUGGUAUGAGUCUGUAAAUGCAGGGUUGGUGGUGUUGUUGUUGACGAUGUAUCGAGGUGUGUGUGUGUGUGUGUGUGUGUGUGUGUGUGUGUGUGUGUGUGUGUGUGUGCUGAAGCAUCUGGCCAUAGGCUUCUUUGCACAGUCUCAGACUGUCUGCACAGCAACAAACACACUUUUCUGUAAUUAUUUUCUUAACUUAGAAUAUAAUAGCAAUGAACUUUUCAGACAAUAAAAAACAGUUUGAGAUGCUUCGAUAGAAAGGAAGAAUAUUCAGUCUGAAAAACAGUAAAAUACUGUCGGUGCUCCUUUUGUUUUGCACAUGAAAGUAUAAUUAAUCUUGAUUUCUUGAUGUAUCAUCAAUUCUUCAUGGAAAUCUUUUUCACAGCAAUUUAGGAUUGAGCUAAAAAUCUCGUCACCAUGUACAUGAGGUAGUUAACUGAUGCAGUUUGAUGUCAUAAAGUGGGGUAAAUUAAUUAUCUUGUAAUAUAAUGUUUUUAAAAAAGUGAAAUAUUUUUGAUUUAUCUUAUUCCUAGAACAGAAUGCAUCUAAACUUAUUACCUUAUCACUGUAGGCACUCCAAAUGUUUAUCCCAGCAAAGCGCUGGUAAUUAAAAACUACAUCUGUGUCAGGAUGAAAUCUGAUUUCAGACUGUUAAAAAUAGCAGUGAGCAUUCUCCUCCUGCUAUUUAAGUCAAUUUUAGCUGCCAGUAGGAUUCUUAUGUGCUGCCUAUAUUUAAGUCAUUAUUACUGGUAUAUUUAAUCCCGCAGCAAGAGUGAAAUUAUAUCAUCGCAGAGGUUUCCAUAUGUAUUAUAUAGAUGUGACUGGUUCCACAGGGGGGGAAAAAAAAGUUUCACAUAGUGAGAUUUUUACAUGUAUCAAGCUAAGGUUUACUUAAUUACAACCUCCAGGCAAUGCAGGAACCCUUUUUUAAAUUCUGUGAAUGUUAAUAUGCUAAAUAAUGCAGAUCUCCGACUCUUCAAGCAUGAGACACACAUCUGGCGGCUUACCAUUUAAAUUACAGCAAAAAAAAAAAAAAAAAAAGGAAAGAGAGAGAGAGUGAGACAGAUAGAGAGGAAAGAAAAAAAAGGGUUAGGAUGAAAAAAUACUUCAAAAGUAAUUUUCCCUGGAAGAGAAGAAUGGGAGAAUGUAUUACAACCAAACUUAAUUUCUUUUUCGAUUUUUCAUAAUUUCUAAUUGCAUACAUUACAGUGCUGAGGCUGAGAUUGUGGGAGACAGAGAUGACUGUGCAGUAGGAGCUCCAUUAGUUUAACACGAGGAAAAUCUGCCUUCGUUGCUCCUGCAGGUCUCCAGAUAGUAAACCAAAACAUCUUCACUACCUGCUUAGGAGAAGAGAAUCAAGAUAGGAGCAACACAUGCACUGUGUUCAAGAAUGCAAGGAGAUUUUUUUUGUCCUUUUGUCAACGUCAUAGUUUUUGUAGUUAAACUUCAUAUGAUUCAUUUAAAAAGACUGAAUCUGCUGUUUAUAAUCUUUCUGGUUGUGUGUAAGUUUCUGUCACAUUUGCACGCUUUUUCCCCCUGAAUGUCCAUUUUUUGCUGAUUUUGAAUAUUUAACAAUAACUCAAACAACUGUAUUCUCGUAAUCAUUUGGAUUUUUCUAAUAUAAAUAUUUCUAAACCACCCUUGAGCCUCAUUAUGAUUGCCAGAUGUGGUUAGCAAAAGAAAACAAACAUGAACCUUUCCUUCUUUUUCACACUCACUGCACAUAACUUCUCUGUUUGGGAUGCAGGCAAGAAUUCCUCCUCUGGAGCCAUUUCUGGAAACAUGGGCGAGAAGAGUGAUCCAUGCCGGGAGAAAGCGGAGGGUGGGAUUCACUACAAGGUAACACUGUGAUUUAAGGGAAAGUAUUCCCACCCUUGAAAUGAGCACCCUCUCUGCUCUCCCUUUCCCGCCCCUCUCUGCACCCCUACACACACCUCCCCGGCUUAUUAUCUGAGAUUUGUCAAAAUACAUUUCACACUAACAGGUAUUUUUCAGCCUUCAAAGCCAGUUUUGAUCUGCUUGACAAGCCAAAGCAGCUCAAAUUCUGUGAAAUCAGCAAAGCCAGCCAGGCCUCCCUUUUUUUUUUCUUCUCCAAGCCGCUCUCAACACGCCUCUUCCUGUGCUACAGAAGACUUAAGCUAAAUUAAUCAAAGCCUGCAUGUUACCUGCCAUACUUUGAAGUGGUAAUUGUAAAAUUACCCUGUGUGCUGAUCUGGCGUUGCUGCCUCGCGGUCCGCCCCUGCCAUUGAGCCUCGGCUGUUGGCCUUUUGUUGUUCGGAUGUUAUUGUUAAGGUAGUUUGAAGCCUAUGAACAAAACUCAGUCUGUCACAGCAAGUGUACACAUCCUCUCCUUCCGCCGCUCUCCUCCAAGUCUUUCGUCUUACUUGCCUCCUUCUGCUGACGUACAAGACCUUCCAUUAAUCAGCGAUGACCUGUUAAAUAAAUGAGAUUGUUGAUAUGAGGUUUUAUUUCUCGGCAGCCUCUAAAGACCGGCUUUUUUCCUCUCCUCUUGGCCCUUUCUUAAAACCUUGCUAACUCUGUCAAAUGUCGUGGUGUGGAACCCAGUUGUCUAAUGAUUAAGUGGAGUGAUCUCCAACCUGCCCCAGCCUGGGAGCGCUAGGGAUCAGAUUUCAACCCUUCAACCUGCAGUGCAGCCCUAAUUAAAAUGAAUUUUCUCCAGGCGACCACUUUGCCCACAGGGCAGGAAUCCAGCUAUAUACGGAAUCCACUCUUAAGGUAUUGCAUUAAAUUUAUUGUUGGGAGACACCGGAGAACAUUGCGGUUUAUAUAUCUCCUGCUUUUUUUUUUUUUUUUCUCUCCUUGCUUUCUCACCCGCUCCUUUCCACCUUUUUAUUGUGAUCAUCACUCUGGAAUCCAAGCUUGCUUUGGCAAAGAUUGCCCUAUGAAAACGGAUGGAGCUUUUAUGGGGCCCUGCCCAUUUACUACUUCCUGGGCCUAGUUUAUCUCAGAGGGAGAAACGGGGCGAGGGAGAAAUGGAGGAGAGGAAAAGAUGAAGAAGAAGAAAAAAAAAAAGAAGAAGAAAUGGAGAGAGGUAGAGUGAGACAGGGGGAGAAGAAAGAGAGGGGUUGCUUAUUCCAACUGUGGAUCUCAUUAACAUACAUCAGCGAGUAUUUCACAACUUCAAGCAGGAAGGCACUAAGCCCACCCAAGGGCAACACAGGCAGGGCUGACAGGGCCAGGGAAAGCAAGCCGUUAACAUGUUGGCGGCUUAACAAAUAAUAUCUGCUCCCAAGUACCUCGGUGAAAUAUUUAAAACCCCACUUCCUAACUCCAUUUGACUGUGUUUAUGACGAUGACAGUAAACGACUUGUGUGGAAAAAAACAGUGCCAGCUGCUCAAAUAUCACAUAUUUAACACCGCACUCACUGUACUGCAUGUUCCCCAAAUGAACUCGCCUUGAAUGAUGGCGUGCCGUAUGCGAUUUCGCCGUCGUUCUUGUCUUGUGUCAAUUGAGGCGCGGUUGAGAUAUAGGAGAGGCUCCAAAGUGCCACGCACACUGUCACUGUCACCGUGUGCAUCCCCCAAGAUAAAUUCAGAGGCCUGUUUCCUGCUUUGAUUACAAAUGACAUCCGCAUGUGUUCUCCCCGAUUUCUGCUCCUCACAGAAGAAGCCAAUCAAGAAGACAAAUAGCUGCGGCCCCAGCAUGAGCGGCAGCAGCGCACCGCCACGGCAGGCAGACAAACAGAAGAUGCAGAACCUCUCCGCGGAGGAGAUGGAGGAGUAUACAUUCUCCCUACAGUAAGUCUCACCACUCAUUAUCCUGCCUCAGCCUCACAACAUUCAGAUGUGGAGAGAGAGAGGGGGGAAAAAAAAAAAAAGAAAAACGCGAGUGACAACUGGUUUGUGUGCCUCACAGACAGUGAUGUGUGCAGACAACAAAAUGUGCCUUGAACACCUCUCAUCCAGAUAGAGAUACAGCCGGAGAUACAGUAGUCAAAUGUGUUUCAGGGGAAAUCCUAACUAAAUGAGUUUACGGCUGCUAUAACUUUAAUCUUGUACGGCUCACUUGUAAUUUGUCAACAUAAACAAGUCACAGGCAAAGUAAUUCGCGGGGCCUCAUAGCUUAAUUUGCUCUGAAAAAUCAGCCCCUCAUCACGUUUGAGGACUUUGUGAGAGUUUCGCAACAACCUUUAAUCUCAUCUAUGAGUAAUUUGACAUCUUUAUCAAAUCUGAGUUUUCAGCAUCUGCAUUUUUUCGACCGCAAUCUCCAUGAUAAUGCGGAAAAAAAAGCGAAUUGCACCUUAAAAUUUAACAGUUUGGUGAGAAAACAGCCUGUUUUUAUUUAGAGUAAUUCGGUUUUAACAAUAUUACUUUUUUGCAGCCAAACCAAACAUUGCUCAAUCCAUUAUGUCACCAUGUGGCGUGUUCGUUUCCCACUCCUCUGCAUAGCGAAAUGCAACAAAAGAGCUUUGGAAAAAAGAAAAAAAAAAGAAAAAGGUUUUUCCUCUUCACUGUGGCUUACAGCAUUUGAUUUUAAUGAGAAAACUGGGAUGAAUGAAAUAUAAACAAAGCAGGAAGCAGUGAAUUUUCAAACACCAUGGCCAAAUGUGUUAAAAGCAGUGAUGUGCAGCACUGUAUGCCCAUAGAGCAUCAAAAUAGGCUAAAAGCAAAAUUGCUUAUUUCAACAAAAAAGUCACAGGUAUUUGUUUUUAUUUGAACGUCAAGUAAAUUAAGGGGAGGGGAUCAGCACACACACUGCUACACUAGGGGGGAGAGGGAGACACACUGAGAGAGAGAGAGGAAGAGAGGGAGUGUAUGAGUGUAAGAGAGAGAAAGAGAACUCUCCCUGGAGAUUUAAAAGUACCCAUGUUUCCUCAUUUGUGGGAGUUGGUAAUUUAUAGCUGCUGGUCACAUAUUAAACAAGAUCAGAGACUACUCCCUGACAUCUUCUGAGCAUACUGGGGGAAUUCAAAUGAUUACCAGCGUAUCCUGCCAACAAAUGACGACACAGGGACUAUCUGGAGGGAGAGUGAAUACAAAACGAACACAGAAACCCGGGCAGGCUGCGCACAAAGGGACACAAUUAAAUGGUUUUCACGAUUAUUCAUAGUGCCGCUUUUUUACCUCUGAGCACUCGCAGGGUUCGGUGAGAUGAGACGUUUCUGUCAGUUAUGGGUACGGAUUGUAUUGAGCCGGAGCCCUGGCGGUUCCCUGAUGCCCUGUGAAGGUGCUGCUGCUAUUGAUUUCAUCUUUACCAGCACACACAUUACAGUAUCUCUGAGCUAAAGGCAUCUUCUUUUUUUUUUUUUUUUGCCCUCGCAUAAUCAGAGCAUUAGAGAGAUGCAGUGCCAGUGUUGGCUUCCAGAAUAAAGUUAAAGACACUGAAAUCACAGAGUCAUCCCCUCACCCGGCUCCCCCACUGUGCUGUUUGACUUACUCUGGGCUCCUCUACAUCACCUGAGGAUGCAGACCAAAGGGAUUGUUUACAGAUUUCGUAUUUUUGUUGCCGUAAUGAUGUCAUCUCCAUCUCUUCUGGCAUUUUUAGAAGCUCUGUUUGUGUCUUUUUGCGAGUGUGUUUAUGUGCAUGUGUGUGGGAGUGUGUUUGUGUUUUAUACGUGCAUCAUUUCUUGACUCUGUCUGUGUACAGUACGUGUGCGCCUGAAUCUCUGUGUGUGUGUAUAUAUACAUGUAUUUUAUGUGGGAUGAGGAUUCCUGCUGCAGUGAUUGAGGGAUAUUACUGCCAUCUAUUGAGCCACGAGAGACUGAGCUCAUUGAGAUUUUUAUAGGGCGUCCCGACACAAAUGUGCAAAUCAGAUGCUCAUGCAUUAUUGAGGGAACACUUACAAACCGUAAGAUUGAGUUUGGAAAGUCGGAGGAUCCCUACACAAAGCUUCCAUUGACAGAAUGUCUCAAUUCAGACAACUUUAUUCCUUAAAUAAAAUAAUUUUUCAGCCAUAUUUAUCCAGUGGAAUAGAGCAGAUCAGAUAUUUCAGAACUCCACAGUCUGUACAAUUGCAUGUUUUUGCAGGCUCUGGCUGCAAGUGGGAGCUAAAGCAUAGAUUCAUGAUUUAAGAAAAAAAAACAAACUAAUAUUUGAAAUGAAUUUUUAGAUGUGGAAAAUUAGUGUGUUUAAAGGAACUAAAGUCAGUCUCUAAUCAGUAUCACCUCCUAUUUUUAAAAGCCUACCUUAUCCAUUCAGACCAGCACAACUACUCCUUAGAAAUACGUCAUCUAGACCCUGAUUGGGCCUCUUUUACCAAUAAUUAUAUUCAGAAUUAAUAAUUCUAGCAUUUAAAGUGUAGAUUUUAGCUCUUUCUUUGUCAGUGUUUUUGAUUUAUUUUCUGGUUUGAAACCUUGAAAGCACUAAAAAAAAAAAAAAAAAUGGACUCAUAAUAUUGGUUAAAUUACUAUAAACAUAUACUGCACAUAUUGACAGUUGUAAGUCAAUGAAAAAGGACUGAGAAAAACAGUCCAGGAAUGAUUCUCCUCCUUUCCUCCUUUUUUUGUUUUGAGUUCAAAUGCUGCUGCUCUCUGUUUGAACACGCCUGAGAGACUCCUGCCGACCUUCCCGUUUUAUUGAUGUCUAUAAGUGCAAACUUAACCACCUUUUUCUCUCUCACAGAACAGCUCUGAAUGAAAUCAAAGCAUCUGACUCAACUUGAAAGGACCAGUUUAAGACUUUGCACACACUCAGCUUAGUAGAUAUUAUGUUACUGUUGCUAAAGCUUUACAUCCUAUUUUCCAUUUUAACUUUUAAAAAGUUUAAUUCUUCACUAAAAGUUGAUGCUUCAGAAUAAAAUGUUAUUUUGACUGCCACUGACUCAGGUUUUCUUGCAUCUACGAUUAUUGCAAACAACCCUCUCACCAAUGUCACCGACUAUUUUUCUACCUUGGUUUUGAAGAGAGGAACCUGUUUUAAUCAAAGUCAUUCUCACAUAGCAAUUAGAUCUAAUUAGUCCAAUUAUCAAGAUUCUAAUUACAUUGAAAUAUACCCCCUAAAUCUCAUAUCAAUUAUAGUAUGUGUGACUUGUCCUGAUCAGGAGACAUGAAAAAAAAGAGAGAGAAAGAGAGAGAGACAGUGCAAAGACAAAGCUGGGUGGGAGGUAGAGUAGGAGAGCACCCAACUACUCCGGAGGCCAAAUGACAGCAGAACUGACUCCAUCUGUCCCCAAAGCUUUUAUUCCGGAAGUCUGCGUGGCCAUUUGGGAAUAAAUGCCACUUUUACUUUCUCUUUUUCUCGUCUGAACUAUUUUUUUUUAACAAAGAUGAUUUUAAGAUUAGACACUACCACCUUCUUUUUUCCACUGGAUUAGCAACGAACAAAAAAAGUUUUAGCAUCCGUCUUACACUCUGCUAUGGAUAAGUACGUGAAAAAGAGUUUUCAUCCCUGUUUUAAUCAAAUAACCAAACAAAUCGGGACACUAAAAUGCACACAAACAUUCACAGACCUGCACACUGUGAUAUCAUAGUGGUGAAGAGCAGCACUGUAGGUGCACCCACAAAACACACAUGCACAGACACACAUGCACACAUGCACAGCCUGUUCUUGUUGUGGAGUCAGAGGGAACACACUGACCUAAUUUCCCCCAGUUAGCUCGCCUCGUUGGGGACCAACAAUCCUCUCCGCCCGUUUCCCCCAACUGAGCCUAUCAGAGCACUCACUCACGGUGUCUCUGCAUCCCUGUCUUUCUGUGCCCUCCAUCUGUUUGACUUAGUACACAUGCUCAAACGUGAGAUAAGCAGUUUCAUGUAAAGCGAAUCUGCAACAUGUAAUAUGUGCAAUAGUACGGCAGAGCUCUACCAUAGGGAGACAUAGAAGUAAAUCUGCACGAAAGACAGAGAUGGACAAAUAAAAACACCUGAAAUAACAACUAGUUCCAGGCUGUCAAUCCUUGCACACUGCAGCUCUGAAUCACAACUCAGUGCAAGGGUCAAUCAAUUCUGAUGUAAUGCUGGUAGGAGAGGUGGGUGGAGAUGGCAGUGCUGUUCACCUCUGGGUCUCUAGUGCUUUCCAGGGCUCUUUCCUGUGCUGAGGGGGCAGGAAUGUGUCUACGUGAGUGUGUGCGUGCGCGUGUGCGUGCGUGCAUGCAUGUGUGAAAGAGAGGCCCCUGGCUAACCGCGGCCCGAGUGCACAUGUUAGGGUUUUCUGUGGCCAGACGCGCCCUGGGUCACUCUGGAUCUCGUAGACGCACACACACACAAUCAACGUGCCGCUUCCGUUAUGGAAAUCAGAGCUGUCAGUUUCCUGACAGGCUAAUGUUGCGAUAUGAUUGGUUAAUCUGCAGUGAUGUGGGUGUCAGUCAGAGCUGACUGCGGUCCCAUUGGUGGUCUGGGUCAAAUGAACGUGUUUCCCACAGACACGUCAGAGAGGGCGAAGGGAGGGCUGAUCAGAUUGAGAGGGAAUGACAGGAGCUAUAUGUGAGAGCGUAUGAGUGAUUGCGUGUGAUCCAUGCAGGAGAGAGAGAGAGCGAGUGUUUGUGUGCGAGAGGAAGAAAUAGAGCGAGGCCAGAGGUGACACUUCCCUCACGCUCUUCUUUUUUUCAUCUGUAAUCAUUCGCUCUCCAGUCUGACAGAAACAUCUAAAAAAGAUGGUGUAAGUCAACAAACAAAUCCCAAAGAACUUAGAAGUGGAGUUUUACACGCAGAUACAUGUUAGCUAAUGCACUGCAGCACAAACAUUCGCUAAUGCACUGCACCCUGUGCAAAUAAAUAUGAACUUUUAGAAAAAUAGCGCUGACAGGCAGCUCUAAUAAUAUAACUGACAAGUUGUAGACGUAGAUGUAAUCAGAUUUGGAUCCUCGAUGAAGCGUUUGUGUUUGUGUGGGCAUGACGUCAUCAUCAUCUGUGCUUAUUUUAACCACAGCGAGUUUAGAAAAAGAGAGCGCCUGAUUGAUAAUUGGUCGGUCACUGCAUUAGUAUUAUUAGUUAUCAUUCACCAAACUGAACACAUGGGAUCUCAAAGAAGUGAUUUUAAAGCCACAGAUGCCUCUUCUUUUUGGGAAAACCUGUUAACUCAUGUUGUUUUUCCUCUUCGCACACAUACAUGUUACACAUGUUCAUUGUGACUCAAAAUGAUUUCCUCUCUCCCUCUAACUUCAUCCUGUUAAUUCUGUCUUUAUCUCACUUUCUCUGCCUCUAAUUUUCUCCAUCUUUCUCUCCAUCCUCUCCUCAUUUUCUCUCUGUUUCUAUCUCUCUGGUGACAAUGUCCUGCAGUUAUGAGGCAAGGUCAGAGAAGUGAAAUCCAUUUAAAUACUGAUGCAACUCUCUGGAGGCUCGUACUCAGCCUCCGCUGCACUCCUCCCUCUACGCCUCACCCAAAUUGAUGAAUGGAUAGAUAUCCUCAGAACAUGGAUUAUUUGUUGUGCAUUAAUCAUUUGAUGGAUUACACAUUUAUUGGCACCACGUUUAGUCUAUUUUUUCACUGACCCCUCGAAAAAUUUUAUGGGGAAAAAAACAGCUUGUACUUCAUUACUGGUAGCUGUUGUAGCUGUGUGUGUGAGAGAGCCUGGGAAGCCCCUGUGUGUUUGUUGAUCCCAGGUGCAUUUGCAUUUGAAAUGUUUCCACCCUAGUUUAUGGCGCUCCAAGGGACCUGCCAUUUCCAUGUUUUAAUCCCUUCUCGUGCUAAGUCAGGCGCUCCAUAAAAACGCCACAUGUUGCAUGGCAAUGAAACGGCUACCUCACGUAUGCAUCUAAACUAUUCCAAGGUGUGUGGGGAGGCCAAAGUAUGCUUUUUGCAGGAGGGGUUUGUUUGGCUAUUGCAGAAGUCAUAUUAUCACCACAGAUUGUAUAAAACACGGAGGCGGUCUUGAUUUCUGGAAAGGUGUUGUGCGCAGAGAUGUGUGGAAAUGCUGACUCCUACAAACUUUUGGCCGAUGUAGGAACAGAAAAAUGUGCAGAACUUUUGUGCUCACCUGUCACUUGCAGCAGCCAAUAGGGUAUCCUUGGUUAAAGAUAGAGUGAGCAUUCAGUUUAAUUAAAGGGAUAUUCCGGCAUAAAAUUAAUUCAGGGUCAAACACACCGACUUAGACCCCCCUUCGAGAGAUGAUUGUUGCCAACCGCUUGCUUCUCUAGACACAGCGGUCUUAGGAGCUAUAUCAUAAAUGAUCUUCCUUGAGCUGCGUCACCCCGCUGCAGUCCAUAAUGGACAGGCCCGAGGUCUCGCUACAAACAAGCGGCUGCUGGAAGAGAGUCGGUGAGUUGUGUUUAGUCUCUUUGCUAAAGAAAUUCGGCAAAGUUCAAAAGAUGUUUGGUGGCUAGUACUAUGGCUAGAACCCCAUAUGUACUGUUGAUGAAGUUAGGUGCUGUUCUGAGCAUUAUUUGUGGCUAUAGAGUGGCGUUGAUAUAACUAGAGAAGCAAGCGGUUAUUCGUCUCUCGUGGGCUGUCUAACUUGGUGUUACGGUGUGUUUGACCCUAAAUUAAUUUUACACCGGAAUAUCCCUUUAAGGACUGUAUAACACUACAUCCACUUUUACUGAUCAGAAUCCAAAUUAACAAUUUAUUAUAUCUGAUUGAUUACAAAUAAAUCAGCCCAUAGUCAUUUCCUCCAAAUAGCUCUCUGGUCUGAAUUUAGUUUCCUAUCUAAAACACUUCUUUUCAGUCUGAAGCUUAAUUUUAAAUUUAAUACAAUGUAAUUUAAUAUUUACAUAACAUUUAUAUCCACUUAUGAUUUUGUGAAAGCAUUACAACUCAACUGCAGCAGCACAAAGCUCCUGUAGCCUUUUCCAUUGCUCGCCUGCCAUGGGAGACCCUCCCUUGCAUUGUAAAAAUGAGACCCAGCCAUUAGUCAAACAUGAAUUCCUAAUUAAGUGGAACAUAUUUUUUAAUGCUUUUGAUUAUGCUCCUCACUGCUCCCUGUCAGCUGCAAAUAAUUCUGAUAAUUUGGUGGUGCAUCGUUAUACUAUUUUAAUUAUACAAUGAUGAUUCCCAGCUCCACAGCUGAGUCACACAUCCAUAAUUCUACUUUAACUACAUCCCAAAUACCUGCCACUGUGCUCCCGUUAUGUCGAUGAAACCAAUUUAUGUGCAUUUCACUUUGCCUGGGUCUCUGUUAAAAAUCUUUAUGAAGCCUCCGAAUGAUGAGAUAAUUGUUCCUGGAACAAACAAAAUUUAAGAGCCGAGAAACAGAAAGAAGGAGCAGAAAAGUUAAAUCAGAAGCAGAUUUGUGUUUUUUGGGGACUAUUUUUAAGCAUAAAUAAAACUUCUCUCGAGAUGAUAUAAAAAUGACUCAAUUAUCCAAAGGCCUUGCAGGCAUAUUGUGCUGCUCUGUUCAACUUGUUUCUAUACGCACACACACAGACACACACGCACAUGCACACGCACUCAAGGUGCUUUGGAAAAUGAUACCAGCUUAGUAACCAAUAAUUAUCAUUUAAUACAUCUUGUGGGAGUGAGUGUCUUUGUAAUUUCCACUUUGUGAAGUUUCAUAGCUUCCUGCUGUAUAUUUUUCCUGCUUGUGCAAAGCUCUGCAUUUUGAAAACCAUUACUUCAGUGUUUGUGUUUCUGCAUGUGUGCAGUUAAUAGCUACUAAAAGCAAAAUAUGACUAUUGUGGGAAUUAAACUAGCAUCUGGACGUUUAGUAAACUCGGCUUAAUGUGCAUACAGGAUGUAUUUGUUCAUGUUUAUGUGCACCUUGUCUUUGCACAGGAGCUCCUACAUAUAAAUAGUAUAGAGAAAAAUCCUGAAGUCAUUUACGCUGAGAAGAUGUGCAGUUUAGGGGGGUCCUGAUACAACUUUUUUUUAACUUCCGAUACAAUAUUGUAGCCUUCAAUAUUGACCAACGCCGAUAUUGAUCCGAUAUUGGCACAAAACUGUGCAUGACAAGUUUUUCACUCAGCUGCAACGUCUUUUUCGGGCUUAGACAAAAAAUACUGCCACAAGGCCAAUAUCACUCUUACUCUUUGCUACUUUGUUAGUUUUGAGUACACACUGUUGUUGUGAUUUUGUGCGCACAGCUUGCUGGAUCUGUGCGCUCUUCGAUAGAGGUGCCGGAGUGGAGUCUGGAAUGGACUGCUUGUAUCGGAGUGCUCAUAUCGGAGAUUUUAGAUGCAGGCCGAUAAAAUCUGAUAGUCGUUUUUUUGCAGAUAUUGGGUCGAUAGCCAAUAUGAAUAAGUCUGUGGCUCAGUGGUAGAGUUGGUCAACUGUCAGUCAAAAGGUCAGGGUUCAAUCCCAGGUCCCUGGAUUCACAUAUGGAGGUGUCUUCAUGUUAAUAUCUGCAUAUGUACGUACAUGCGGAAGCAAACAAGACCAUCAGUGAUAAGCUUGACAAUUUUUAAUGUCUGAAACUGGUGUGGGGGGGAGCUGAGUGUCACCUGUCAGUAGGAUGAGAUUACGUAAAUACAUAGAAGACAAGAUAGAGUUAAAGCUUUCUCCACAGGGGGCGCCAAAGUUGGCACGAACACAAAGUUGGUUUUGAGCACAGAUACUCUCUUGAUCCAAAGCAAACAAAUUAUCGGCAUUCUUAAAAAUGAAAUGUUGACAAAGACAUGGUAUCUCUUGACACCUGAGAUAAUCACACUUCCAUAAUCACCACAGCACUUCUGCAUCUGAGCCACAAACAAAACAAUCACAUUAUCUGUCAAUCUCUUAAGUCUGUUUCCACUCUGUGUCUCUCUGCUGUCUUUAUUUCCCUAACACCACACCAUCCUUGGACAGUGUGGGAAAAAGACGUGUGCUUUUAGUGCUUUUAUAGACAAUGCCCCUGGCCCAAAUAAGAAAGUGACAGAAAAAAACAACUUAAUCCCCCCAAAAUAAAGGGAUAAGACCAGUGCUUUAAGUGGCCUAAGUCUUGGGGGUUUAAGCCAUCGGGGCCUUGCAAAAGGAUUCUGAGGGUUACCUUCACCCUCCUUGGCCCCGGAGCCUUCUCAUCAUAAAUCUGCUCUUUAAAAUAUAACACUCCUCUCCUCCUCCUCCUGCUCUUCUAUCUCUUAUUACCCACGCUGUUUUAAAGGUUUAAUACUUGUCCAUACUUGCGUUUCACUCUGUGCUAUUUUUAAGAGUGGAACUGCUCUUUGUUGUCAUGCCUUACAAUAUUUAGGAACACAGCUGAAAGAAAAGGUCUGUGAGGUAAUUCCUGCUCCGACUGUUGACAGAUUUACGCAACUUAAAUUUGAUUUACAGGUAUUGACGCUCAGCGGUAAGAUUCGGGGGGGGGGAUGAUGAGUCUUUUGCAGUUUGCUUUGACGGCAUGGGAAUGAACAACAAAUGCAUCAAAACUGAGAUAAUGAGUGAACAGCUUCUGGCCCAGAUUUCACAGAAUCAUAUAAAGUACAAUUAAAAUUUAGUUCUAUGUGCCAAAUUCUGCCUGUUUAAGCGGCUAGUUUUAACUCGAGCCUGCUACGCCACAUGCUAUCAGUCGUUCAAGGGACAAGCUGUGAUAUUGAAAUGAAACAUCCUUCCUUCCUGCAAGAUAAAAAGCCCACACCUCCACCCCCUGCCUUCCCCUCUCUUUCUGCACUGUACUUUUGUAAUUGGAGGUGCCAUAAUGAAAUCAAUUCAGUGGUGAGAACAGAUUUCACAUCAUGUUAUGAGUUUGCUUUGGAAGCAGCCGCCACAUGAAGACGUCUAAAAAUAUCCCUCUUUCAUGCAUCAUCAAUAUCUUCAUUACAUGAAAGAUGGGCGUCAGGUUGUAUUUGCUGUUUUCGUUUAAUGUCACUUGACAGGGUAGCAUCUUGCCUGUGUCUGUGACACACUGCUGUUUUGUCUACUCUGUAAUUCCACUUUUGCAGACAUGCGGAAAGCAGUUUUUUAAACCACACUGUGAAGCAAGUCGCGAUAAAGCUUGGAACAGAAAUAAAGCGCUUUUGUCAAAUCAAAGUCACAAUAGCGAAGCAGAGACACACAUUGCUCUUACAUUAUCAUCUUUUUGUUUGCGUUACACUUCAAAUCUCGGACAAACACACACUUGACACUGGGAUUGCACACUUUUCAAUGUGAAGUCACAGCAGAAAUGCUCUUCAUUGUAGUGACCUGAAAAGCUGACAUAUUAUGUCAUGUGUGGCUGUUUUGCAUCAUGUAGCUCUUGUAUUUCAAAGAUGCACGCUAUUAUGGGACCUGCCACCACACAUCACGCAAAUAGUAGGGCGCAAAAAAAGGAACAGUUAAUGGUACACUCAAUUUACAUUUAAGAAAACAUAAUUAAACAGAUGAUGCAAUGAUAUUUGGCCACGUUGUCACACUGCAUUUUUCGUUUUUCCUGCAGCUCACUGACCUCAAACAGGAAAUAUAUUGUGGUUUCAAAUCUUAACAACAGUACCGACUGCUAACUGACUUUUAUAGCAGAUGUUUAUUCUCUGCCCCUGUUUAUUUCAAAGCUAUGAAUAUUUAUCAGCCCAAACUGUUGACUGAGCAUUUUCUGAAUGAAUCUCAAGCUCUCCCACGUGUACAGUACUCUACACCGCAGCUCUGGUGUGCAUCCACUGAGGAACUUGAUAACUUCAAAUAAUUUAACACUUCAGAGAGCGAGCCCACCUCGCAGCCGCAGCAGCAAGGAUGAUCUCUUUUUGUCUGUGACUUCUGUGGAAAAAGAUAGAACGCUGCAUUUUGAUGUAAGUCUAGCCUAAUUAUUAUUUGGUGUUAGUGGAGGGGGGCAAUACAAUUGAUUCUGUUUUUUUUUUUCUUCUUCUUCUCAUUAUUCGUCUUUAGGCGUUGUACCGUUUUCCCAAGACACACACUACAAAGUGAAUUCCUACUGUGUUCUGGGACAUAGUGGUGAGACACAGGGAUGUCCACAGGCAAAGGCCCUAAGUUACACUCUGUGAUGCUAACCAUCGCUGUAUACGUUUACUUUAGCCACGUGCUAAUUACAGUCAUCCAGACGAUAGGGGUCAUCGGGGUCUGCUAUUGUUGACACGUUCAAACUUUAAUAAAUGGAUGUUUUAACUUUUAUCUACACAUUGAAUUCCUGUCCACAAAGACGCACAUCAUACAGUGUUGUCCUCUUCUCUCCUCUCCUCUCCUCCUCUCCUCUCCUCUCCUCCAUCUGUGCCCCCUAUAUGAAAGGGAAUAGUUGAGCAGGCCCGACAAAGGGCGGCACAGAGGAGGCAGAGGUGCUGAGGGAGUCUGAGCACUGCUGGAAGGGAUUUCUUUCUGUUUGUGUGUGUGUGAGUGUGAAAGCAUAUUCUGUGCUUGGAAGAUUUGAAUAGUGCAUUGGAGAAAUACAGGUGUAAUAAACGGGUAAGAAACUCGAUUAAUCUGAUGAAAGCAUGCAUGUGAGUACAAACAGCAGUGAGGUACACAUUACAAAAUAAUCAGGGCGUUUGUGGGCUUGAUUCCCUUCAAACAAGAGUCGAAAAAGACUCAGAAGUUUUGCAGUUUUGGUGUCAUGUGGAAGUAAAGGGAGCACAACGACACAGCCAUGGCAACAGUUAAUGUAGUAUUAUGUUGCAACAUGAUUUUAUACCCUAGGAUUUGAUAUGAUACAAUAUGACAAGAUGUGGUUCAAUACAAUACACAAGGCUGCAAUUCAAUAAUUCACAGUAGAGGAAUACACGUUAUCAUCCUUGGAGCCACAUUUUUCAUUGAUAUCAUAUUUAGUCUCUAUAUACAGUGAUAUUUAAAGCUCCUGUGUGGUCAAAGCAGUUUCUCCUUUACAUUAGGGCUGGGUCGUUAUGCUUUUCCCCCAAUUCGAUUCUUCUACGACUUUUUUGGACGCCGAUUUGAUUUAAAUUGCAAUUCAACGAUAUUGUUGAUUUUUAGUCUGCAUUUUUAACACCAGUGAAACAGCUGAAUGAUUAUGAUUGUCUUCUGACUAUUCCAGGAACUGUAUUUCCCCCAAAAAUACACAUCAAAUGAUAGUGAGUUUUUAAGAUUUAUUCUUAAAAUUGAAAAAAAAAAACAAUUUUUGAACAUAAAAAUCGAUUUUAAAAAUUGUAAAACAAAAAAUCCCAAUACUUAUGUGAAUCGAUUUUUGUCUCCCACCCCUGCUCUACAUGCUUAAGAAUUGUCUUUUAUAGCAAAAUCUCAGUAUCCUGCUGACUGAUUACAAACAAAUAUAUUAUUUGUAGUAAAUAUUUUAUGCAGAUGUUUUAAAACAGACAUUUCUUCUGCUGCUCUGCUGACAACUACCCCUUCGUAUUGGUUUCAGGCAUUAAAAAUUAUGAUAAAGAAAUGGUCAGUCUUGUUGCUAAGGGUCUUGUUUGCUUUUGAGUAACAUGUAAGGACAACAAAAUCAAUUUCAGUCUAUUUCAUAAAUGCCAAAAAUCUUCUCAAAGGAGCUUUAACUUUUAAAACAUUUAAUUUUCUGAGCAAAAAAUGAGCAAAAAAAAAAGUAGUGAUGUCUUAAUGGUGGAUCCUGUUCCUUUCUGUCUGAAUACAGGUCAGCGUUGACUGGACCAGACACUCGCCCUUCACGCCUUUCGGACCGAGCCCGCAUGGCCCUCCGCAUGCUGCCGUCCGAGCUGGGCCUACCGUUGCCUCGGCAACAACAGCCGCAUAGAAGCUGGCGUAGCUCCGUUGAGCAGCUCGGCCUCAUUAUGCUGCUGCUGGCUUUGAUGUGGUUUGUGAGGCUCUACCUGCAUUACUGCAGCCAGUGGCUCUACCUCCAGGCCAUCGCAGUUCCUGUCAACAAGUGAGUUUGCUUCCUUUGAUAUCGCCUUGAACACACACACACACACACACACAUGCACACAUACAUGCAUGAGGGUUGAGGGAGUGUACACAUGCACACACACACACACACACCGAGCACAUCAUCAACACUUAUUGUGUACACACACACAUAGUUGCUGACAUAAAUCCCUUUACAUAGACGCUGAUACCUUCGUAGAUUACUGAGGCACAUAGGCAAAUUGCAGACAUACACACUCACCUACACACCCCACAACAGGCACACAAAUGCAAAGUAAGACUGUGGAGGUAGUAACAAUGGAAGUGCAGUGUUUGAAAACGUGUGUGUUGGCAAAACAUGCGCACGCACACCAUAUACGCCCAAAUCAUCUGCUUGGAAUCCCCCCAUUAACAUUUUAACAAGACACACUCAAUAUUAACAAAGCAUUGCUGGGGGAGUUUGUUGAUUUCAGCACUUGGCUUAAGGUCCCAAAAGGCUACAUUAUUUGGAAGGAAUUUAUUGUUAUUAUUUGGUGCACAGCAUUGAUCAUAAACAGCAAUAAGAUACCACAGAACUGUUAAAUCUCAUCUCAAUAGCAUAUGGUGCUGAUUUAACUCCGCACAAUAAAACCUGCUGGCUGCAAACAUGCACACGAGCAGGUUUUUAUUACAAUAACAUAGGGGUUGCAAACAUCACGCAUUAAAUCAUGGAAACUGAUCGAGAAAGGAGGGAGGGAAAAAUGCGGCUGAAUUUAUUAGAAAAAAAAGAAAAGAAGAAGAAUGGACUGAGGGGCUGAAGAGGAGGUGAAAAAAACAAAAUGUGAAAACAGAGGGGGUCAACAUCAGAUGACAACUUCCACAUGUCCGAAUCGCCUGCUCUCCCUCCGAGCAUUUCUCUCUCCACGCAGUGUCCAGAGCUGGUGGUGGCCAGAGAGAGCGAGAGAGAGAGAGAGAGCAAGAGAAAGAGAGAGAGACCUGGUGACAUUCAGAGCGGUCAGUGUGGUGACAUGCCUCCCUCCCUUCUUGUGUAUAUCUCACUUUCUCUCUCUCUCUCACUUGUUUCUUACAUUAUAUAAUUAAUUGUGCAUUUGCAUGAUCAGGUUUGCUUUAUUACGAUGAAUUACAGGUGCAUUACUGCUUUUUCUCAAAUCUAAUCCAUCAUAUUAGAGCGUUUCUCAUCAGAAUAUUAAAGCUGCUGUGAGCGACUUUUGGUUUGUGCAGAUUUUGGCGCCCCCUGUAGGCAAAGAUUGCUGAUUUGGACCCUGGGACUGUGGAGCAGUGCUGAAGCCAGUUUGGGGUCAAUGUUGGCGUGUUAAUGCGAGAAAAAAAUCAACCUCCAGCCUCCCCAUCACCUUGGUACCCUAGUCUGAUUUUGCGAAAUUCAAUCAGUGCAGUUUCAGUCAGACUAACAUGUUUACGUGAAUUUAAAAGUUCAGUUAUAGCCUGAAUAGUGCAAUAAAUAUUUAUUAUUUGCUGGCUGUGAAUUUUUGCAGAUAAAAAUGUGCAGAAAGGCAGUUUCUCCUGGUUUAGUCUGAGACCUACCAGUACUGCUGGUGUCAAAAUACAUGUUUUGUUUAUUGAAUUAGAAAUUUUCAUCACUCAGAUUUAAAAUAAAUGAGUUAUCCCUUUGGAGAAAGAUAGAAUUGUAUAUUUUUUGCAGAAAAUAGAAGCCUACAGUGUAAGGAAUGACAUUAUAUCUACCUCAGACAAAGCACCGGUGGACCUCCACUGUCAGAUUAAUGGACAGAAUCUGAGGGAUGCUUUGACUCUUGGUGCAAAUCAAAUUGAAAUUAAUGAGCAAAAACUGGACCUCUCCUCUUCCACCACUGGCUCUACCUCCUCCUGACUGAUGGGAAGAUUAAGAAACUCAUGAGGCUUGUGGUAAACAGAGAGCUUAACUUACUAUAGGAGGCUGAAAAAAGUUUUCCAUCGAUAUGCAUCAACAUGGGUGUAAAUGUAGUUGCUGUCACGUAUUAAUUAAAUCUUCAGCUUUGCUUUGCCUCCUUAAACACAUACGGAUUAGUUUUUUAAAGACAUAUAUGAAAAUGCAUAGGCAACAAAACCACAAAUUAUUAAGUCAAAUGUCAUCAAACGAAUUAAAUAUGAUUAAAUCAACCACAUACAAGCUAACACUGUGUGUGAAUUGCUGGAACUAGUUGCCCUCUAGCUGCUAGGCACCACAAACACAAAUAAACCACACACACAUUAACACACGCACAUAUGCACACACAAAGUGCACCAGCAUACACAUCACCAGCCUCUGUUUUCUUUCCCGCAAGAUUCCAGUUUCACGCUCACACCGUGGACCUGGUGUACCAGGGUUCUCUGCUCCACACCCGCGAGGAGCUGGCGAUGGUGGUGGUGGGUCCCCUGACCUUGAACGCAGUAACGUUCCUGCUGGUUCUGAUCAGAUGGGGCUGUCAACAGAUAUUUGGCUCACUCCCUUCCUUCACGUCAAAGUUUAUCAUGGCUCAGGGAGUGUGGACAGUCCUCGACCCCCUGGCAGUCUUUGCAGUGGACGCCAUCCUCGGGGUAAGUCACUUAAAAAUAACUUGGACACUUGUGCACUUUAAAUAGGAGUUCACUUUAUCUUGGCAAAGUGACUUUAGAUUACAAAAAAAAAGAGGGGGAGGGGAGAGGGGGGAGAAAAAAAAUGUGCAAGGUUAGAUGGGUGUCGAAAUUGGCAGUAAGACGGAAAGAAAUGAUCUGGACUAUCAGCCAAUGAAUUUCUUGAUAAGAUGAAUUCACUUAUUCCCAAAAGGUAAAUUUAAAACAAACUCACACCUGAAUCUUUAUUUUAAUUAUGACUGAAAAAAGAUCAGCGAUGUAGGACAGAGUGAGAGAAACACCAGCUGACCAGUAUGUGACAUGCAGUCCUAAAGCCAUCAUGUGAUCUUCCUCUGAUCAAUCUGCUUCUUCAGCCAGAGACUCCCCAUAUUGCAAAUGUCCAGUCUCAUAUGUCUGUCAGAUCUGUCCUCUUUUCCCUUUAAAAAAAAAAAAAAAAAAUCAUUGUCUCCUCAGCGUCUCUCUUACAGUCCAGACACGCCGGUGGGUGACGCAGCCAAGUUGUACUGGCACUUCUAUCGAGUUGACCAAUCAGGUGCAGCCGGAGUGAUCAUCACUCUUUUUCUGUAUGCGGUGCUGUCCCUGCUUUCCACCACCAUCUUGUACAUCUACCUGCUCAGGUGAGACAAACAAAAGGCGAACUGUGAUUUUAUCUUGCCAUUGAGUACACACUUUACACUGCCUUCAAAAUAAAAGCAUCAACAAAAAGUGUAAAACAACCUGAAUCCUUUCUAUUCAGUUUAAAGCUGAAUGUUGCAAAACAGCUCCAGUGUUUCCAAGAAUUGAACUGACAUAUUCUGUGAGGACACGCUGUAUAAGCAGAGGAAGACCCUUUUUUGAAACACUCAGACACUCACCAGCUUUCUAUUCUCAUGCACCCCCGUUCAGAUAUAACUCCACCGUCCACCCCCACAGCUGCACGCCAUGUUCCACCCCAUCCACUAUUUCUUUGGCUCCUCUGUCCAUAGAAAAGCACAAAAACCAACUGAAAAUAAGAACAAAUCUUGAUCUAAUCCUUUUUGAUUUUAUAGUCGCAUGGGAUUACUUAUGCAGUUUCGCAUCAACAUCACACUUCCGCACGAUCACAUACGCACCGAGUUAUCCGACACGAAAACAGAAACACGCACAGUUGCUGUUUUUGAACGCACCCCACUCUGCAGUUGGUUGGAAUAUGGAAAGCGUUUCUAAUUCAAAAGUUAGAUGUGUUUUGAUAUAGCGUGAACAUAUAACCCCCUUACAUUAUCCGAUUAGGCUGAAUGUUUUGCAUGGUCGGUAUCACUGCAGGUUUCAUACAUAUUGAAAUGGACUGCAUAUACAUGGUGGCGAGCAUCUUAAUGCACUAUGUGUUCCACUCAUGUCUUGCAGAUUGAGGUCACUCAUGCUGAAACAUCCUCUUGCUUGGCUUAUAUUAUGUUUUAGCCUCCCAGACUGUUUUAACAAAUCUUGAGGAAGCCUUUAUGUUCUCUAUAGAGCUGUUAAGAGCUUAAAGCAUGAUAACGGGGAUGAGCAGGUAAAACAAAACGAGGACUGAUCCCUAACUCUUCAGCUGAACCUAAAGUAUAUUGACACUGCAGUAUAUCUGUACACCUAAAUGUCUCUAAAUUCCAGUAUAAGCUAUUUUCUAAUAGAGGAACCUUGUAGAAAAGCACAUAAGUAGAAAGAGAGGGUCAUAAAUUACUAAAUAAUAUAACUCUGUAUUCAGUCAAGGUGUGUUCCCCCACCCUCGUAUAUGACCAAAUUCCAUUAACCGCUCAAAAUGUAAGAAAACCCUUAUUGAAUUAAUCAGUUUGAGAUUGGCGGCCGAGGAGAGGGUGCCAUCUCAUUUCAGUAAGCGGGAUGCUUAUCGGGCUCCAGCUAAAUGGACAAUAUUAAAACAGCAGCCGGGAAUAAUGACUUCUGCCACUCAGCCGCCAUACGGGUUUGUAUUGAAUGUAGGCCACGAGGCUGAAGCAAGGCUGAUAAUUUUAUGGGUUACAGUUUCCUAUUGGCUGCAAGAAGGGGCUCUGACACAGAGCGUGACCUAUUUCUAAAAAAAAUGCCUCAGGCUAUAUGUAUAGAUAGAAUGGACUGUUAUCCUUUUUUAAUUACAUUUUAGGCAGCCUUUAUUCACUGGCUGUAAAAAUACACAUCAGUGAUGUAUUUUACACCUUCACCCUCUUUGAAACUUCUUAAAUACAAAAAAGAGUGGCGUGACACUGAUAGGGGUCCAAACAAUUACACUAAAAACUGGUUUAGUUUGAGUUUCAGAAUAAGAGCAUGUGUUUUUUAUAAACCUGCACUAUAUUACAUGCAUUAUAUGUAACUCUAAAUGAGUGGAAAGCCUCCCUUGGCUGCUGUGUUUCUACAAAAAUCACUCUUUGGUUGACAACAGUGUUUUUUGAUAUUGUGAAACUGAACCUGGAGGCGUUUUACUUUGCAUUACCACCUGCUCACUAUACAUAAUCCUGCUUAACCAUCUACCAACUACAUGUAGAAGUUUACCAACAAGUUAGGUGUUGAUCAAGAUUUUAUUUCAGUUAAAUGUGGUUUAUUGGUAAACUUAAAAUUGAAAUGAAUCCCUCAGAUUUGACAGUCAGAAGAACUUCCUUAACUGUUUUGUUACUGUCAGCCUGCUUUCAGUCAAUUUAACAUUUAACUUAACAUUAUUCUUAAUAUUAGUCUGCUGUUAUGACUUAACAUUUUCAUUUUAGUGGUGAAGUUAAAACAUUUUCUUGACAGAUGCAGAAAAUAAAAGCAGCAGUGUCUGUAUAAGGGCUUCUUCCCCAUAGCUUUAAAGUCUGUCAGCGUUUUCUUCUCACUCAACUAAGUCCUGUAAUUCUGCCAAGGUCCACACCAUGUUGUGAUUUGUGCUUGAUAUCUCUUUUACAUCCCUGCCUAGAAUCUCUGCACUUUUCCUCCUCUCAUCCUCAAAUCUAACAUUCAAAUGAACUGAGAGAAAUACUAAAAACAUCGGCCACAUUGUUAACCAGUGCAUAUUGUAAUGAGGAAGAGUUGAAAUCAUGAAUAUAAUACAUUGAUUGAUUAGAUAUGAUGUGUGUGAUGGUUGUCUCUGGUGUUACUCUUGCCAUUCAGAAUAAUUCCUGGUGUUACAGGGUUUUAGCCAAUCAGAAUCAAGUAUUUUAAUACAGCUGAAUCAUAAAGGAAGCUUAUUAAGUGAUAACACAAAGUGAACUCACUCCAACACAAGAAUACUCAUUCCAUUUUAUGCACUGCUGUAAUGAUGUAAUGGAUAUGCUAAAAUAUUUGGUUCUAUAAACUGUAUCUAUAAGUUUACAAUGUCCUUAAGGACACCACUAUACUGACUCAGAGCUGAUGAGAUCCUUCAUCAUCUAGGUCAAACCCAGAUAUAAGUAACACAUAGGCAACUUACAUUCAGGGCACUUUCAGCACUGAGACUGGGGACUGUUUUGAUGCCAAAGAUACAAAGAUGUUGAAUUUCUCCAAGAGAGAGACGGCAUAAAUGAAUGAGAAGCACAAUUCAAGUGUAGGAUGAAAAUGAAUGCAUGCUAUUCCUGUGUCUGAGGUCAAGAUUCUACAAACAUCCCUCUCCCAAGAGCGAUGAGGAAUGAUGCUGGGUUCAAAGCUCCACACUAGCGUCUUGUAUAAAUCCCGGCCUCCUUGAUGUUGGUUUUAUUUGAGAGUUGAUUACCCUCUGACAGGCUAGAAUCUCUAUGGAAGGGCACAAGGUCUGCUGGUUUUGAUGGUCAGCCAAGGCAUUUGUUUACAGACAUGGUGAUUCUUUUUAGGGGUUGGCUGCGUGCACCCUUGUGUGGCAAAGGAAAAAUAACACUUUGGUGAUGCGCGCUCAUCUGGAGGUAUGAAUCGAUACGCCUUUUGCUGUGCAGAACAUUUGCUUGUGACUCAGGCCCGUCUCUCCAGACACAUCUGCAACCAGCACGUCCGUUGCAUCUGCCAUCUUUGAAGCUCAGCAUUAACACUGAAGAGGAUCCCAGGAUCUGACUCCCACACAUUAACAGAUGUACAACCACGCAGACACACAGCCAAACACAGACAGCUCUACAGUCAGCUUGUGUUAACAAAGUGCUUCCCACUCACAGGCCAAUUUGUUUGAUUUCUUUUUGCUCUUUCAUUGUGUUGGAUUUGAUGUAUUAUAUAUUUAUAGAGUGUUACUCUGCAAACACGCUUUGUGUAAUCAAUAAAAGAUUCAUAUGAUCUUCUGGCAAGUUCGGAUUAUUAUCUUUUGACCUGUUCCACGAAAGACAGCCAAUGUGAGAGCAGAAAACCGGACGUGCUGUUGUUUUGCACCACAGUAGUGUCUAGUUUUUCACAAUCUCGACCCCUGAUCUGACCCCAAUUUGACCCUGUGUGAUCUUUAAUGGACUACCAAAGUGAUGUGGCAUAACUCUCGCAUGCUUCCUCCCAGAUUCCACAACAAUGGCCGCAUGCUGGACGUCUUUCAGCGGCUCACAGCUAAAGAAGGGACGUACUUCCUGCCCGAAGACCUGGAGCUGUCAAACCAGGAGCUGAGCUACAUUGUGAAGAAAGCCGAGCAGUGGAGAGGCUUUAAUGGGGAGAGGCGUAAGGUAGGCAACACACUGCAGCCUCCAUGUCUCUCAAGACAACGGUCUUCUCCUCAAAGCCUCAGUGAUUAAUUGGGCUAAUGGAUGUUUUCUUAACGAGACAAUGAGUCAAAAGGUCACAAAUGCUAAUCUGUUGGAUUGUGAGUGUAUAAAUGGAGAAUUACAGUUUGUUGUCUGCAACCCCCUGGAGGGAUUUUCCUUGUUGCAGCACUGGAGAAAAAAACAGGCUGGAAAGGAUGACUGUGUUACCCAGAGGAACAUUUUUUGGCAGCCAGGAUAGCAUCCCACUCGCAAUCAUUUGGUCACUCUAAUAAAGAUAUUCUGCUCCAAAAGGUAUAUAGAAUAGGCUUAUUUUAUGUCAUUACAUUUUCUUUAGUUACAUCUCAGAAAGCUGAGAAUUCAUCUCAGAGGUCUUUAGCUUCAUUCUAAUUAGUACAAGAUAAUUACCAAAACAGAACCCCGGCUAGCGGGCUGCCUGAUUAGUCUGUGGAAACCAAUUUCCAAAGAUAUUUCAUUAAAGAACGACUGCUCAAUCAACACACACGCUGAGGUGCAUAUGCUUGUGCUACACUGGCCAUUCUCUUUAUGUGGACAACUUAGUGUCAUGGGAAAUGCAUAGUUCCAGUUUGCAUAAAUCGAUGUUCUCAGAAAUUGCAAUUGCUUUGAAAUAUACUGGUGCGUGUUUGACAGCCCAGCGCAGGUCGAUGGUGAUGACACAGGGAGGGCAGUGUAUUAGCACCGAGCCGACACCCGGAUGCAGAAAUCUUUGCAUAGUGAUUGAAAAUGUGACUUGUGGAGAUAAGGGAAAUGGAACAUAGCGAUCAAACGGCGGUCCCCUUUAAUUUAUUUUGUCGAAUUUGUUAGUGGCACACAUCGCUCUGUGUUCUGCGUGUUCAUUAACUUCCCUGCUCUUUGCUUGCGAGAGUUCAUGUGGCUGUAAAAAGGCAAAAUGGAAACAGAAACUAAAGUUGGCUAUCAGACUUUGAUGAAAUGUGGAUGGGCUGUUGUGGGAGUGAUUCUCAUGGGGGUUAAAAACAGACCUGAUCAACAUGUGUUUGUGAGGGUCAAAGUGGAUAAUUUCUGUAAUCUUUACUAAGAAACUGGAGAUUAUUGUUUCUCCUGAUUGAGAGGAUAAGCCCCUGAAAUAGACAAUAGAAGUUCUUUAUUUUCUUCAGUCUGCGAAAAGGGCAAAUUCAUUAAAUCCAGCAAAAUAAGGUGUUUUUAGUGCAUUACUUACCGCGCGUUAAACAGCUGUUUUCCUGAAUGUCCAUCUCUUCUCUCCAUGUCUUGUAAGCUUUAAUGAAGUGCAGCCCUGGCUCUGAGAGGUGACUACACUGCUGCUAAUGGAAUGGUGAUGGUCCUGUUUAUUGGGAGAAAAUUGAACCUCCCAAUGUUUGGAGACUUUGAAAGAAAUUAAAGCCCCAAAGUUUGUGAUUAAGAAAAUGCUUCAUUUAGCUGCUGAUGGCCUCUUGCUGUGGUGGCUCUGCUAAAUCAUCCUCGCAUUACUGCAUAUCCCCCUCCAUGGCGACAAUUACAGCGUACUUCAUAUUGUCCCUAAUUUUGCGUUAUUAAACUGAUAAAACGCUAACACGUUAACACAUUUUCCUGCAUGAUGGAAAUUUAGGGUUAUUGCAUUUUAUGAUUUUUACAUUAUUCAGUCCGACCAUUUUUCAUCCAAAUAAGAUGGGCUUUGCCACUAUUUCAUAAUUAUUGGAACAAUUUCCACCGUGAAAAGGGUCACUUUCCCACCUCAGCAAAGACAUAUCCCUAUUAGACUAAUUUGCCUACAUGUAAAUUUUGUCACUUUUCCCUCAUUAACUAUUUAUCAUCGACAGGAAAAAAAAAUAUUCAUGAAGCCGAGCAAAGGAGCAGCCAGACAGAGCUGAAACUAAUAUUUUGCAACUCUAAUGAUUUUUUGCAUCCUUAAUUAGAUAGAAUAAGGUUGAUAUGAUUAGGUCAGGAUGUAGUGUUUUUCAUUAAAAAUACAUUUCAGAAACUGUAUUCCAAAUGUGCCCUUGCAAUUAAAUAAUGAAUCCGACGCAUUCCUUAUUACGGACCCAAUUAAUAUCAGAGGCAAGGGCGUAAUUUUAAUAACAGUGGGCCACGAGGCCUUCAUUAGCGGAGUGAGAGAAAGGAGGGAUGAGGGGAAGGAAAACAAGGCACACACAGGAACAGCAGCAGCCUGAUAUUGAGCCAAUUUCACAAAGUUAUUGAACAGCACUCUCUUAAAAGGAUAAAGUAUGACAUUUCAACAAAUCAGAUCUGGGGCAGGCAGGAACUGAGAAUAGCUCUUGUUUGUUUAACCCUAAUUUGAGUCGAACAUCAAAUGCAAGACAGGGAAACUGAAAAUAGAAAAUCAUUAAGAGAGAGACAAAUAAAUGUCCUUUAAGGUUAUUUCAAUACUCAGGGUAGAUUGAAUGAUUCAGUUAGAGCGUCUUAACCGGUGGAGGCAAGUGGACAGAUUUUACUUUGCUUAAUCAGCUCAGACACUUGAUGCCAAGAUAGCGGUGCUGCAUUGACCAUCAUAGGAAAACAUGUUUGACAUUAUUUUUAUGCGUGACCCCUGAAAUGUGAAAUGACAGACGUAAUGGCCUUUUUCUGUCUUACCUGUGUGUGAGGCAGCAGGUGAACGUUUCGUACUCAGGUGGUCAAAGGUAAAGAUGUGAUGACUUUGACGAGGAACAAAUUGAGAGAUUAAGACAGCAUGGUCAGCUUGCUUUCUGUCAGCUGUUACCAAAGAUGUCCAAGGGAUGGAAUCAAGUUUAAACUGGGCAGCCAAGGCCCAGUGAUGUGCAUGUGGAGCAAAGAUUGACAGAAAAUGAAAGAAAAUGGGCCCCAGGAUAGAGCCUUGGGGAACACCACGUGAAAUUUUUGUCUGCUAAGAAGGGGAGUAGUCUCGCCACAAAGUGGUCUCUGUCUACUUGAUAAGAAUAAAACCAGUUGAGUACUGUGUCAGGAGGUCCCAUCCAGUUCUCCAGCCUGUUAAGUAUGGGCUACUGGGUCAAAUAAGGCAGUGAGAUUCGAUUAAAGUUCUACCACUGUCAGAUGUCAUUAAACACCGUAAACAGGGCAGUCUCAUUGAAGAAUGAAGAAUAAGUAGAAAUUUACUUUUGUGUAGCCUGCUUUUACAGUUUUUAGGAGAUUCUGGCAUUUAGGUUUUAAUAUCUGGGAUUUAUUAUUUCUAUAAGCAAAUUUAAGGAAAACAGAAAUCAGAUGAAUCCCGAUCAGGACUGCUUUGACUUCCAACUGAAAAGAAGGUGGCCUACAUUAGAGUGGGGAUCAAAAUGUUGCACCCAAUCAGUGUACAUAUAACAUCCGGGACUUCUUAAUGUCAUGUGCAUAAUCUGAGUAUAAAACACACAUUAACAAAAAAAUGGCAAAAGCUUAUAUACUAGGUUUGUUGUGUUGUAACCUACAGGUGUCAAAUUCAGCAAAAAUCUGUCCAAUGCCGUGUCUCCCUCCAGCACUGAAACAAUAAAAAGAAUUCACAUCCAAUAACCAACCUGCUAAUGGCCUAUUAUUAUCUGACUUGUAAUUUUCAGAAGGCAGUCAUAAAAUGUAAUCUAAUUUUCACUUUCUGACCAAUUAACUUUAUAUUAUGGAGCCGUGACAUAUGAUUGUUUUAGUCACUUUCAGCUUUAAAUAUCCCUCGCAGUAUUACCUGCAGGUCAAGAUGUCAGCUGUAGAGCCUAGCAAGAGUGUAAAAAGGGUGAAAGAGUUCAGAGUUUAAAUUCUUUCAGACUAGACUCAUAUUUUUAUCUCAAACUUGUUCACAUCCAGUGUACAUGCUGUUUCUUUAUUUGUGUUUAGCAUGGUGGCUAACAAAACUCGUCGAAUAUGACAACCGGGUUCCAAUAUAUUAGGAUAUGAACAGCAGUUUCCACUUUAUAAUCGUGUUUAAAGUAAAACUUGUUUAAAAUAAAACAAAACUCCAUAAAAUCCCAACUUUCCGAGUGUUUUUAGUGCCAUCACGCUUGGAGCACUGAAAACAUGCUACACAUCCUGCCAGUGGUUGGGUAAUGAGCUCCAUUAAUUAUGUAAAGGCAGUGAUGCAGAUGGACCUAAUUAAUUGUCUCCCGUCACCCCCUUGAUUACUGUACCUGGAAGGGAGGUGUUAAUUUCUGUAAUACUUAAGCAGGUAUGCAAACUGUUUUGUCAGAGCCUCCGCCAUGACAAUGACAGAGUAGAGCGCUGGCUAACUCGCUGCAAUGCUCUUUUCCUGUUAAUUCACCCAAAGGAAACUUUCCCAGUGGUGGUGGUGGUGGUGACAUUGUGAUAAUUGAGGGAGAGAGGGAGAGAUUAAAAGAAGUGGGGAAGUGUGAGGGGAGGGGGAGAAAGGGGGUUUGCGCGGUGGCCCUGGAGAUGUUUUCGCAACUUGAUUGCAUCAACAUUUGCGUACCUUCGUGCCGUUUGUCUCCGUAUGUCUAGGUAAUGGGUUUCCAGCGGGCAAGUUUGGGAACACCCAAGGUGCUUUGCAACAGCAGCGUGGUUGGUGGGGAGUAAACCUGUUGAGAGUCAAGCAGCACAGAUUGGAUGGUAAUGAUAACCCGAGUCUGCAAGGCUGGCUGUUAAUCAUAGACGAUGUGUUCUCAGUGUUAACCUACAGCAGUGACAUGAUUGUACCACCUGACUGAAGAAAAUACCGGGUUUACUUUUUUCCCACCAAUAAUCCUGUGACACAUAAGAAAAUUUGUAUUCAUAAUCUCAUUGCGCAACUUAAUUCAGAAAUAUUCAAUAUUGCCUUGACGUUCAAAAUAAAUCACCGAGCGAUGGGAUUCUGCUUCGGAUAUUUACAGAAAAGACCUGAAAAAAUCGGAUGUAGGAAAACACCACUUUUCAACCUUAAUAGUGCUAAAAUUGAAUUUUCAAUAUAAAAAAUGGACUCCAAUUGCAGGAAAAUGUAAUUUCCGUUAAUUCAGGGGUAAACUAUUAGCACUUCACCUGUUUUAUUCAAUUUGCCAAACCUGUUUGCGGUUCAGAUAAUGCAGUCAAGUGAACGUGAGGCCACCUGAGACGAAAAUCUAAACUCAAGUUAAGGAAGAAGAAGCUUUUGUGGAAAGAAAGGCAGACAGAGGGGGUAGUAAGGCAUGACAGGAUACACAGGAACUGCUGUCACCCAACAAUAGGACCCUCAGCUCCUGAACAGGAACCCAAAACAGCAACACAGGAACACUGGGGAGAUGCGAGGAAGAGCUGAGUGCUUCAGUGGUGCAGGUGAGGAUGUCUGGAGUCAGAGGGCAGCUAUUGGUCUAUAGUGUGUGACAGUGUGGGGUCACCAGAGUCCUCCCAACCCCCCAGUAACCUCCACUAAAAGGCAGAGUGGUCAGUGUGCAUGUGGGCGUUUGCCUGUGUACAGUUUAUCUGUGCAUGUGUAAGUGUGACUUCAUGCUCACGAACCUUCCUGUGCACUCAUAUGUGCAUGUCACAUUAGAGUGGCUUCUUCAAUUACAGCAGAUGAGGUUUUUCUUUUUCUUUUUUUUUUUUUAGUGGACAGCACUGAGGGCCCCAACUGCCCCCGGGCGAUAGCGAGCAGGCAGGCAGGCAGGCAAGGACAGGAGCGAUGUAGCAGCAAGCACAGCUUUCACAGUCAGAGCAUUAGGGAGCUCAAUAUGAGAUAUGACUGCAAAAGCUACAUGCCUGUGUUCCUGAAAAGGUCACGGACUUUGCUGGGCUGCAAUGUGUGAAAGCGGUGCUCAGUGGGUAAGAAAGAAGAACCUAAAAAAAAAAAGGGGAAAAACAGAUAAAGAUCAAACUGAAGAACUCUCUCACCUCUCGGUUUAGACAUACAAGAUUUCAUCAACAAAUCCAAAUGCAUCAAUGCAAACCAACCAACACUAUUGAAGUAAAAGACUGAAUGUUAACUCAAAGAAGACACCGUAAUGUUUAUAUAUAUAUUUAUAUGAGAAGACAGAACAACUGUCAGCGCAACUAGGCUCAAGAAAAACAUGCUGUAGACUAUUUCAUGGCCACAUUAAAUAAGGUAAAGUGUUCUCUGUUAGUACAUCCCAGCACCUUUUCAGGUAACAAUGUUCAUCAUGAAAGUCUCCCAUCUCUCUUUCUAUGUCAAUUUUCUUGGCCUACACAGCUAGUUUUGCUCAAGGUAGGGCUGGGCCUUGAACCGAAUAUUUACAGAUAACCAAAUUUACGACAAUAAUCGACGUCAUUUUGCGCAUAUUGGUAUAGUCAGUGUUAAAAAAAAUGAAUAAAUAAAAGUUGGUUUUGGAUGUGUGUAGGUAGGCUAUGGUCUCAUGUCCCUUUGAGAUGCUGUCCUACGUCAGAGACGUGACUCCACCCCAUCCAGUCUGUAACAAAGAGGGAAAGACAGGUGAGGAGAUGGAGGAUGGUUCAAAGUUGUAGCGGCUGCAGCGGCGGCUCAAGUAGGGGAAGUUAAUGUGAGAGGGGGUCAGCAGCUUAUGGAGCUGUUGUUGCCGUUAUUUAGGUGAACUGCUCAAUAUAUCGUGAUAUUGAUUUGAGGCCAUAUCGCCCAGCCAUAGUUCAAGGUUUCUGCCUGUGAGACGGUUGUUAUUGCCAGUAUUACCCUUGUUUUGCCUGUUUUUCAAUUGACCAAUAUAUGAUAGCUUUGAUUUGCUCCAACCCCUCUGUGGUGACUAAUGUACAAUUCAUGAAAUCCAUCACAUCUCGUAUUUGGACCUCACUUAGUCUGUUAAGAGAUUUUACAAGAAAAAUAAGUCUACAAAAAGUGUGAUUAUCUCAUACAGAGAGCUUUAUUUCUUGAUAUUGAAUGUCACUCCAAUCAGCCGAUUCUUGUCUUCGAACAAAGUCAGAAACCUCAGCUUCACAAGGUUUCCUCUCAGACACUCGACUAUCUCAUACCCAGAGUUCCUGCAGUAGACAGAAGGAGAAAAGAGAAAGUGUUCCAGUAUGAACUUGUCGGUGUGAACAGUUUAAUUACAGGGAGUGUCAGCCGCAUUGCUUAAUGUGUCCCUCACAAUUAAUCCAAGGAGAGGAUGUCAUUAUCUACCAAAGCCCGGGCCUGGGCAGCUUCUCCGUCGGAGUAAAGAGGGUGAGAUGAAAAAAUGAAGGAAGCGCCUAAACUUUGAGUUGACCUUUGUGUCACACAGAUGGAUCAAGCUAAGACUUUUGGUGAUUACUGUGCUCUUCAGAUGUCUCGGACACUUGCCUGCUAUGACACCAUCAAUGAGGAAGAGAUUUAUCCUUUAAUUUCUUCAUAAUAUGAAGCUUUGCCUGUCAGCUGUCAAAAUAAGUCCAGCUGGAAGAAAUUAGACCGACUAUGAAACCUGGAGUCUCUCUACCAUUAUUCUCCUUCUUCUUCCACCAUCCAAGGGACUUAGAUGUCAUAGCCUUGUGUUUCCAUCCCACAAAAACAAACAAAAAGAUACAAAUUGUGACACCGAAGAGCGAGGAUAGAUCAUGCAGGUUUUCUUUAAGUGCCAAACAAAAAUUAAGAGGAAGGAUUUUGGUGGAAGUUUCCAGAUGUUUCCCCGACCUGACCACCUGGCGAAGCUCCGUCCUAUGAGCUGAAUUUUAACCAAAAAGUUUGAGUGACAGAUGCUUUAUGUUUAGGCCGCGAGGAUGGGAGCUGGUGGCAACAGAAGUUCAUUAUGCCAGCUGAGGAAAUGCUGCGAGUCUUUCACCACAUAUGGAAGUGUUUUCUGCGCACACACAGAGGCGAUAUUUGAAAUCACAGCAAACAUGCACCAAACAUACAAAGAUGCACAUUCAGCCCCUGUCUCCUCAGAGGUUUUCCUACUUAAACUUGACAGAUCUGAUUCUUUCUGACUGUCCGUCGUUAGUCACUUCUUCCCCCCCUUUCUCCCUUCUUUUCCUUUAAAGAGUUUGACCUUGGCUGCUUCCCGCGGCCCGGAGGGGAUGAGGAAGGUCUGGUGAUCUUGACAGGUGUCGCGUCUUAACAGCCCCACAUGACAUCCUGAGGAGAGAUAGACAUUUGGAUUUUUUUUUUUUUUUUCUUCAUAAGGGCUUCACUUAUAACCUUAAAGAGACAGGGGGUGUGUUCAUAUAUGUGUGUGUGUGCACAUGUACAGUACCUAUGUCAGGGGGAAUGUGUGUGUGUGUGAGUCUCACCACUCAUUCCAAGCUCCCAUUUCGAUUAUUGGCUUGGAUACUUAUCACCUCCAGCCUCCGAGGCCUGAUUAGGUUGAAGCUACUCCAAAGUCAAAUUUUGGAUAUCAAAGGCAACACUCAACUUUGGCAUCUGUCUGCAGCAUCUUAAUACCGAGCCGGGGCCCCUGACAUGUUGAGAAUUGAGCGCAAGGCCUGAAAAUAUGUGAUCUGAACGGUUAAAGUCAGAGAGAUGUUUUCACGUAUCACCUGAGGGAGGCCAGACAUACAGACCUACAAAUGUUUAAAUUGUUUUUUAUAAGAAAUUGCAGCAUGAUCACCUGUCUUAAACUUUUCCUGCAAGCUCUAAUCUUUUACAUUUCAUUUACACAGAUUUAAGGUUAAAAACGUGCAAGUUGAGGUUUUUAAAGUCCCACAUUUUUUCAAGUACUUUAAUUGUUAUCAGUGGUCUUAAUUGUGAUUAUGAAGUUUUUCGCCAAAAUCACCUUACUUGUGUCAUUUUCAAGGAUUUUUCUUCUGCAGGGCUCCAGUAGCUCAUUAGCAAUUUGCCUCUGAAUCAUGGGCGGAGACAGCGCGGCUCUACACACUCGUCUUCACGUUAGCUUGCAGCCUAACAUUGCUUGUGCAGCACAAGUGGCAGGUAACAUAGAAGCUAUUCAGCUCUUAGACACUGAUGUUUUUAGGGACAUGACGAAAGUUAAUAUCCUAACUAGCUUUCUUACGCUUUUCCCGUGAUCAUCCAUUCUACUUAUCAGAGUGUGGCUUGCAUAGCGGGGCCCAGGGGGCGGAGCUUGGAUUUGCUACGUAGGAAAUCUCAUUGUUUCUGAACCUGCCGUUUGGGGCUGCUAGAGGUUCACAGCGAUUUGAAAGCAGAAAGACUUAGAAAUGCAUUUCGCACUUAUUUUUCUCAUGAUAACAUCAGAGAAAUGCCAUAUGAACAUGUAGACAACAAGAAAAACACAAUUUUCAUUAGUGGGUCUUUAAUUCAUUGCGUAAACUCCUAAAUCACCUUCAUGUAUGAUCCCUGGCAUAAAAGAACUGUAAGUGCAGGUCAUUAUUAGGCAUGAAAAUAUAAAACACACACCAUUUUCUGUGUUAAGUUUCUUGUAAACUUAAAUUGCUUCAGAAUGAACCAUAGACGUGAUCUCUUUAGGGCCCAGAAAGAGUCAGGAAUGGUGCAAAUAAAAGAUGGGAUAUCUGAGUUGUUUACUGUAGGCUUGGGGUAACCUUUAUUUUCUGCAAAGGAGAUUAGUAACAGUGAAUUAUGCAUAUCUUAUUUUAUGGAUUAUCUCAGGCACUCAGAGAUACUAUCUCACUGGAUAAUCUCUUUUUAAAGCUCUUCAGUUUAUUCUGAAUGUAAAUAUAGUCUUUGUUGCUUGUUUAUCUUUUCUCGAAGUCAAAUUCGCUCAGUGCUACUUUCGGCUCGGGUGUGUUAUUGCACUUAAACUUCAAGUCGAAAUAUUUAUAGUCUGUGAUUUUUGCUUUAUAACCACAGUAAUGAGAGGAGAGUGGAGGGAAAGCCACUGUAGCGCACUAGCUGUUUUAUCACUCACCAUGUGUGUGUAUGUGUGUGUGUGUGUGUGUGUGUGUGUGUUCCUGCAUGCAAUAUGAAUGGGUGGCCUGUCUUGACCAGUGGUGCGUUUAACCAGACACAGACCUUUGCUUCAGCCAAACCAGGCCCAAUGUAGACCGUGUUCAUCCAUGCCAUUUUCAAGCUGCUCCAAUUAUAUCUGCUGACCGUCUGCAUAUUGGCCAAAUUUACAAUAAUAGCAUAUCUAUUUCCAUCCUAAUGGCUGACAUUGCUUGGCUUAUCCAUGCAUGUAUGUCGGUGGUCUUUAUGCUUCAUGGUUUGGUCUGUUCCCAGCCAUGUGCAAUGUGCUGUAGCCUGUCUUGGCCUUGCAUCUGUAUACGCUGCAUCAGGCCAGUGUGUAUAUGUUUAUGUCUGAGCGUGCAUAUGUGUGCAUUCGUGUAUCUAUGAAUGAGCAUGUGCAUUCGUGCAGUCUGACCUCUAUAGCUUGCUCAUUUGUACUCCGUAUAUGUGCCUGUUAUUCAAAAUUUGUGAAUGUGUGAACCCUUGUGCAUGUGUCUGUGAGCUUGUGUUGGCAUAAGUGUGAGUGUGUGUGUGUGUGUGUGUGUGUGCCUACAUACAGUCUGUGUCUGCAGUACAUACCAAGUGCUCAGCAAACAGGCCUUGAGCCCGGGCCAGCUCUGACAGACAGGGUGGUGGAGGAGGUGGUGGUGGUGGAGUGGAGGGAUUGACCCUCUAUAGCUCAGAGAGCCUCUGCACAGUGCCCCCCCCACCUCCCUCCCACCCCCCACCUUACCCAUCUCCCCACAACCCUCCCCUCCCCUCCCUCCCCCCACUCCCUGCUGCCUAGCCCCAAGCGCCCGCAGGCACUGGAGAUGCACGCAUGCGUUGCCUCGCUGUGUGAGGCUUUGUCUGUUUGUGAGCAAGGAUGUGUGUGUGUGUGUGUGUGUGUGUGUGUAAGCAUGUAGAUGAGUGUUAGUGUGUAUGCGUGUGUGGAUGAGAAUCUGUGGACAAAAGAUUCAACCAUGUCUACCUCUUCUCUCACUUGGCAAUAAUCAUUGAUGCUCCUUUCUGCUCGAUAUGCGCUUGUGUGCUCGUUGUGUUUUCAUGUUAUGACUGCCCUUUUGUUCCCAAAUGUGCAUUCAAAUCAUUGUCAAAUACACAAACUUAAUGACAUAACAGCAUUACUAAAAAUACACGAAAGAGACAAUUAAAUCAAUAUUUUCUCUAGGACACAGCUUUGAUACAAUAGUAGAAGUUAUAGUGAUUAAAUCGUUCUUGUUUAAGAUAGUAAUACCACCUUAGAGUUGGUGAAUGAUGGUAAAGAGUCCGAUAAAAUGAUCAAAAUAAGACUUGAUAUUCCCUUAAUAACAUAAAUCAAACAUAAAUUUUCAAAACUAGCUCCUCAGACCUGUAUUCUUUAUUCUCCUGUUCUCAUACUUAAAAAAAUAAAGCCCCCUGAAGGAGUUAGUAUACUAUUUGUUCUUAUCAUCAGCCCUCCUAAAUGCAUGCAUACUUCAGUCCUCACACCCAGAUCCAUUACAGCUCAAUGGAGCUGGGUUUUCUAAGUGCUAAAUCCUGCCACUGCCCCCAUUUGUAGUACCUGGUCCAGAACCAGCAUCGGCCAAUUUCCUCCCAAGUCAAAACCCACAAACCUACAUAGAGCUCCAAUCUCAGUCCCAACCAUAGUCCCAGCCACAGCCGGGGCUUCCAUGUGCGACUGACACAUAAAUAACCAAGCCUGUCCGCCACCCAGGCAAAUUCAAAUGCACCUGUCAAAGUGAUGAAGCACCCGCCCGCAGGGAAGCAUUGUUUACAUUUUCACUCCACUCUUCACAAAAGUGAGAUUCUAAUUAUUUUUCCCACUGUAAAUUAAAGCCAAGUGGGACAGAACUACGAACCAAAAUGAUCAUGGCGGUGGCAGGAGGGAAAGCCCAGCCCUCCCAUGUAUGCGCUACGUCGGGUAAAAGGUGUGAAAUGUCUGAAGGAGAGUGAGUGGGUGAGAUGUGGGGAAGGUCAGCGGCUUUUGUCUUCAAAGAGGGGGAAGACAGCGAGAGACAGAGGAUGAAGAAAACAGAGGUAUAGCAUUCACACAAGUCUACUUAUGUGGUCAUUACAGGCGGGGUCCAGAGAACUUCAACCAAGUGGAAUACAUCAUUCCCCCACAUAUCAUACAUAAUAGUGUGCCAAUAAUGUGCUGCAUUAUUUUUCAUAUCAAUAGACCGAGGUAGAAAAACAAAGACACAGAGAGAAAGUGAUGAAGUGGGUUGAAUCAAUCCAGAGGAACAUGCAAAUGGAAGGUAAAAUUAAAGACCCGUGAGGAGGGAGAGCAUGAAUGGUAAUGAUGGCUAUCUUAGUUCGGAUCAAUCAUUAAAGGUUGAGAGGGACUGACAGGCCGACUCGUGUCCGCGCCUUAGGCUCCUGUGCUGGACAGUCGCCACCCUGGCUCAGUCUGCCUGUCCACUGAGACCUCUCUGUCUCUCCUGCUUUCAGCUCCAACAUAAAGAUGCACAUGCGUAUACAUCUGUACCCUUUUAUAUGUCAUACACAAAUUGAAACAGGUCAGUGAACUUAGGAGGACACUCUCGGGAGGAUUUAAGGAAUUCUGUGAGGGAAUUAUGGCAGUAAAACUGAGAGUAUAAUAGAAGUCAGAGAAAGAGAGAGCAAAGGUAGAAUAAGUACUUAAAACAGAAUAAAAAGUGUGAGUUUUGGUCUUCUUUCAAGAUGAGUUUUGGUGACCAAACAUGAAUCUGAUUUGAGUUGAAGUUGAUCGCCUAAUACCUGCAUCUGUUUCCCACUAAACUACUCACUGUAUGAAAUGACAGUGUGGGACUUUUUGGAAAUGAGACACUUUUAUAGGCAAUUAAUUCAGACUGAUCCUUUAGGGGUGUGUGGAGAUUUAAAUGAAUGAGUGAAAGAAGGAAGGAAGAAGGGAGAGAAGAAGGAGAGGAGAGAGGAAAGGGAAAUUUUUUAAAAAAGAAAUAAAGAAAAAGGAAUAGAUGGAAGGAAAGAAAUGGAGAGUGAGGAAGAGAGGAAUAGGAUUGAAGACAAAGGAAAAAAGGAGGGAAGAAAGAAGAAAUAGUAAGGAAGCAAGGAAGGAAGACAAAGGAAAAAAGAGAAAUAAAGAAAGAAGGUAAGGAAGGAUGUAUGAUGGAAGAAUGGAAGGAAAGAAGAGGGAAGAAAGAGAGAGUAAGGAAGAAGAAAAGAAAAAGAAAGGAGGGAAGGAAGUGAGGAAGAAAACAGGAAGUAGGAGAGAAUGAACAAACGAAUAAAAACAAGACAGUAAAACAGAAAGAAGGAGGGAAGGAAAUAUAAUGGCAAGAAGUGGGGAUUUAUUUAUGUAUUUAUUUAUGUUAAACCACUAGUUUUUUUUAAGAAGUUCAUGUCCAGGAAAUGCUCGGGUUGUCUUUGGGGACAUAUAAUUUGAAGCUAAGCGGAAAUGUCAUUAUUUAAUUACGGUCAACUCCAGACACAAUCUUCAUGAAGGCCAUGUGACAAAAGCGAAGAAAACGUCAAACAGGGAUAUCUUUGACAGUCAAGGGCAUGUGAGAUAAAUGAAUAAAAUACACUUUUCCAGGAACAGCUAUUGCAAAGGCAGUCUGUCAACAAAUCAAAAUUAAUUCUCUGGAAAUCAUCUAUCCUCAUUUUAGCUCUGUAGUUCUGUUCAAAUCUGAAUCUGGGCAUGGAUAUGGGUCAUUUUUGAAAUCUCCUUUUUAGAAAUAAAUUCAUCUUUUAGGCAGUGAUGCUUUUUUUUUUCCCCCCGACACAAACUCACAAAACAUCUCUGGAAUUCCAAAUCCAUCUUUUGACAGACUUUAUACUUGCACACACUUGAAUAAAAGUGAUUGAUAGACUAGUCAAAUUUUGUCACAAGUCACAGUGAAUUUCUCUUAAAGAAAGGCUUUCCACAGGCAUCUGUAUUUAAGUACUCUCUGCUUUUAUUAUGCAUUCAGACGCAAUAUGGUGUGUUUGGGUUGGUGUGAAAUCGCAUCUUCUCCUAGAAAGACAGACAGACUAUAUUUGUGAACCAUGGAGCCACGUCCCUGCAGCUGUGCCAUCCCCACUUCCUGUGCCUGGUCCCUCCUUCCCAUUCUCUGUGUGCAUUUGCGGUAAUGUCUACAAAUCCUCAAAUUUAUGUCCCUGCUGGAAAACAUGGUUUGCUGUUUAUAGUCGUCCGCUAAAAGAAAUAAGGCCCGUCUCUCCUGAUGCUAGUCAAGAGACUGAUGCAGACUCUAUCAGAUUUCUAAAUACAGACCCCGACAAUAAAUCCUGGCCUGAUUGGGUUUGAAUUGGGUUAGCUCACUUGAAUGCUAUCUGCUUAACCCACAGCUGGCCUGUCUGCUCCAUGCAGGCAUUGAACCUAAAUCAGUCACUUAGUGCUAUCAAAUGGAACAAUGGUGGAGUGGAGAGAGCACUCACACGAGGGCUAGGAGCCAGGCUAGCAUCAUAACGCAACACAACAGACCAGAACAGAGUAGUGUGGAGCAGACAGGCCCCUUAAUGCUCGUUCCUUUUUGUGUCUCAGCAAUGAUGCAUCCUGAGAGCCAUGGUGCAUUGCAUGAAAUGGCAUCACCCAAACCAAACACACAAACACCUUUUCAAGCUUUUGUCUGGUCUUGUCAAGUGGAUUUCACGUGCUAAUUAGCGUAGGAUGGUGGCAUGGCUAACAUCAAAAAAAUCUAUUUUCAUGCAAGCCAAAAUACAUACACAUGCACACCGCACAAGGGGAUUUAAGCAGGUGCGUUUAACUAAAGUGACUUAGAGUACAGAGGAAUGAAAGCAGGGUGUUUCUAUCACCACUGUACAGCUUGGUUCAUACAAUCCAGGAUUGAGGCCUUCACCGGGUCACAGGCACACUUCUGUGACCAGUACAGCAGGAGAGGUGUUUUCUUAAUCAUGUUUUAUCCCACAUUUGUGACUUAGGAUGUGUUUUUAAGAAGAAAACAUUAAGAAUUCUCUGAUUUUCGUUACACUUCCACCUUUGUGGCCCUUAAAAAGAAAAAAAGAGCAGCACAUCAUCAUACCCACACUAUCCAAACAGACUGAUUGCUGCCUCGCUGAGGUGCUGAUUACUUAAGGAAUUCAGGUAAUCACUUUCCCCCAGUGUGGGCCGAGGCCAAGCUGGAGGCAAGGCGCAGUUGAGGCGAUUUCGCUAAUGAGCGUCUUAAUUAGCGUUGAAGAGAUGCAUCCCUGCGUCCCCACAUCCACAACACACACCUUCUCUUGAUGUACCCCCGCUACUCUUCCUUUUAUUCGCGUUUGUGACUCUUUGACAUUUCCACAGCGAGGUCCCUCCUCCUCCUCACAAGGGUCCCGGUUUUAUGCAGCGUCCCUAAUUAUUAGGAGGGUAAUGGCUCCCGCUGUUUUCACGUUGGAGUGCCUUGAGUUGUGUUUGGCUAAGCGUUUGUUAAGUGCGGGGUGACAUCGAUACACCGCCAAAUUAAAGCUCUCCUUCAGCUUGACCCUGCCACUCAUGGUCCGCUGAAUGAGUUUGCCUUUUUUUUUCUCUCUCUCUCUCUUUCUGUGUUUUUAAAUGAAUCAUAAUUACGCAGCCAAUUAGGGAGUCACCUUGAGUUUUUGAAACUGCUUGAUAAACUUCCUCUUCAGUGCGCUGGUUUGGACAGAUUUGGGAAAACAGUCCUGUAGUUUCACUUUUUCUCUCAGUAACUAUGAACACAAUCUUUACAUGAGUUUAUAGAUAUAAAUAGACUUCUUUGCCUUUUAGUUAACAUCACACAUAAGAUCUCCCAUGAUGCUUGGAUCAGCACACACUCACCAGCAGACACUAUCAGAAAGAGAGGGAGCCUCCAUGAUCUUCACACAUGGAUGACUUCGAGUUACAUGACCUAUAUAACAUGUUACACGCUUCGCUCGCUCCACGUGUCUCAUCCUAAUACAGAGGGGCAGUACAUUACAGGUGUGUGAGCCCCCCCAAUCUCACACGCACACACACACACACAUGCUCACAAAGAGUCACAAACAGGCCUGGCGCUAGGAUUAUACAUAUGUAUGCAUGAUCACAAACACAACCUGUCUCUUUACCUGCCGCAGAUCAGGCCCCACAGGACUCCUGCACUGCGAGGAAUUAGCGUGCUGAUGUACUGUACGCCUUUGGUGCUUAUCUGCCGGCUGCAGUUGUAUGCAAUUAAAAUAAAAAUCUCACGUUUUAGGAGCUGAGGUUUGGAUUGAUUUUAAAUGAGGUGCAUGAGGUUUUGAUAUUAAAUUAUCUCGAUGGACUAGAGUUAGUGAAAUAUCUUUAAAAAAAUGUUUCCCUCUUAUGCUGAAUCUCUUCUUUUUUUCAUCGGUUUUGUUCAUGAGUUGGAUUGCUCUCUGUGUGUUUGUGCAUAAUUAGGUGGCAGUCUAUGACUAUAUCUGGACAGCGGAAGACCCCUCUGCAGGAUCUGAAACCCCAAGAGAGGGUGAACCCUUACCUGAGGGAGAGACCAGCACCCAUGUGGCAAUUUUCACCCUUUACCUGAGUGGAAGGAAACAAACAUACAGGCGUUUCCUCAGGCAGCCGGAUGGUGCCAUCACUGAGGUGAGAUAUUAAUAUACUGUUAACAGUCUAUCAAAGGAUUGAUGCUACGUUUUCUAGACUAAUGCAGGAAAUGAAUGCAAAACAAUCAUUGAAUUACACUUUUAAAUGGUUUAGCAGAAUCAGUCCUGCAAUAAUUAUGUACAGAAAGCUUGUACCGUAUUUUCUGGACAAUAAGUUGAACUUUUUUUUUCAUAGUUUGGCUCGGUUUGCGACUUAUACUCAGGUGCAACUUAUAUAUACUUAAAUAUAUAAUUUCACAUAUAGUCUGACGAUAGUCAUGCAAAAGAGGAAGGAGCGCUUCGUUCACUUCGGAAGUUAGCGGAAUUGUUCAGAAGUGACACCAAGGAUGAAGAAUUCAAUAGAUCUAGAGAUUUGGAGUGAGAACGAGAGUUUGGUCAACUUGUUUUGUCAUGUUUUUUAUACCAUAGUUAUCUGAAUAACUGUUAAUAUGUUACGUUAACAUACCAGACACCUUUUGAGUUCGUUGUUUAUGCUUCAUGUAGCUGAAUAACCAUCAACUUGUUACGUCAGCGUACCGUACACCUAUUCAGCCUGUUGCCUUUCAAGAUGAAAUGUCUGUUCUUGGUCUUGGAUUUUGUAAAAUAAAUUUCCCCCCAAACAUGCGACUUAUACUGGUAUAUGUUUUUUUCUUCUUCAUUAUGCAUUUUCUGGCUGGUGCGACUUAUAGUCCGGAAAAUACAGUCGCUACAAAAGGAGGCAGAGAUGCAUGAAAGAGUCACAGAGCACUUCCUUCUUUUUGCUCUCUCUCUCUCUCUCUCUCUCUCUCUUUGUGUGUCUCCUCCCUCUUUAGGAAAGCAAAAAAGAAACCAUAAAGGACCUGUAGUUUUGUUCUCUUGCCUCCAUUUAGAGCCAGAUUUAGGAAAUGCCUGGACAUGUGAAAAGGAAAUCAAGACGGACUUUUCAGACAACAAUUGUGUAAUUACCUGUUUAUGUUGCGUUGGGCUGUAUAAUGAGGUUUAAUUCAUAAGAGUAAGAGAAAAGAGUCAGUGAUCCUCCACUUGACCGUGAAUAAAUGAUCAAAACUCGCAUUUAGUCUCUGUUCCUCGGGUCUCUGCCAGACAGGCAGGUCAGAAACAGAGUGAUUCACAGAUUGCUGCCUAAUUAAAAGUAGAGCUUUGUGACAACUGCUGCAGAAGUGAGAAGUCAUUCCCUUCCUCAAUCAUUCUGUCGGUCGCCCAAGAGCGACCUGGAUCAUCCCAACAGAAUUAAUAUUUUGAAGUUUGAAUGUCAGCAGAGCGAGGGAGGGAGGAGGGAGUUUGUGCGCCAACAAUUAGCUCUGAGGCUCUUUUGCGUUCUAAUGGUUCUCCGUCAUAAUUUGAGUGAUGGUGAGCUGAUGUGAGUAAACACACAGCAUGGUAUAUUUAUUACUGGUGUCGCACUGUCUGUGUGUGUGUGUGUGUGUGUGUAGCCUCUAGACCUGUGCAUAGCAGAUGAGACAUCUGGGGGGAUUGUUCACAGCCAAACAGCACAGACAAACACAUGCAUAUCAAGACUCGCAGUGAGAAAAAAGGGACAUGUUACAGAAUACAUAAAAACCUACGACACUUAAACACCAAAUUCAGACGCCGGGACAAAUUCGCAACACUCGUGUAACCCUGAAUCACAAACUCACUGAGGGUAAAAGAAUGAAUUUGUGGUAUCUCUGCAAAGCAAAAAUCAUAUCUUCUGUGCUGACUCUCCAUUCUUUAAACUGUGAAGCGAGUUUCAUGGAGGCAACCUUAAGUGAAAGAUAUCUGUAACUGUCCUUGGGAAAUACACACACAUGCAUACACACACACACAUGCAUACGCUAUCUCUCUGUUGCUCUCUUUUCUCACACACACUGUGUCCCUUGGGUGUUGCUGUCUGUUCUUUGCAACUUAACAGGCAGGGACCUCCAGUAGCAAGAGAUGCCGAUAGCGUCCUCUUUCACCCGCUGGUAUGGGGAGCGAUAACACCGCAUCGCCGAGAGAGCACGAUGCCAUUCCCCUUCGCCUCGCAGCAGGGACCCCCACUUUACAUAUUCAAAACUAAUCCUCCCCUGAAUAUAUAGACUGGUUUUAUGUAUAGAGCACGAUCCAGGAAUCACCAAAGGGCAUCUCCAGCACUCGGAAGAACACUUGAGCUGAUUUUAUUAGUGCUUCAUAUAAUUCUGGCAGCGAUGCACACACACUGAGACAGGGUGCUGUGUACAAACUGGCCUUCAGAUGGAAGGUGACAGCUCCUGGGAGAGAAAUAACAGCCGUGCAGGCACUUCUACAAAAAUUAAAUAGAUAAAAAAUAUAAAAUGAAAUAGGAAAAGGCUCCUCGAUGAGAUGCAGUGACCACAGUAAUGCAGGGAAGUUCCCCUCUGUUCUUAGAUUUAUGACAUUUUAAAGCAAUUUUAUGGGUUUUCCUGUACAGCCUUAUUACUUUAUUCACUUAUCCGAAUAAUAGCGUGUUUUAUGGUGAUGUGGUUACACUGCUAUGUUACUAGACAAAUAUUAUGUAGCAUGAAUCCUAUUUGAGCAAUAAAAAGUAAUGUUAUUUGUUUUACUAGACGCUGAAUCUGCUGAGGUAUUUUUGACAUUUUCACGCCGCUUUCUAGCAACUUACCAAACCAAAACUGAAAUUAAGGAAAACUACUUUAAUUUUCUUUUUCUUACUUUUUGUUAAAAAAUAUAUAUGUUGAUGGAGCUAGAAAUUGGAGUCAGACAGUAACAAGAAAAAACUUCAUUUGCCUGUGACUCAAUUCUCUGUCCCACUUAGCUAAAGACUAAUCCCGCUACUUAAGGAGUCUGUUUCCAUUUACUGAGGAAAUAUUGACGGAUGGCUCAUUUCCUUUAAAGAGCUCUGUUUUCUCAGGCAGUGUCCUGGACACCGAUGCCCCGAAGGACCGGCUCCUCCCUUAGACUAACAUGACCACAGCUCCAGGGGGAAGCAGCUUUGCAUAAUAACCUCAAAUUUACUCCCAAAAUUUGUCUAAACGAACACCUUAAAAAGCAAGUCCUGGAAGAAGUGCCCUGAGCUAUAGACACUGUUAGACACUGUUUGGAGGGAACCGAACAGCGAGGUGUGUCCUGUUUGAUUUGCUGGAAAGUGAGAGGCUGAACGAGAGUCAUGAGAAACUAAAUAUUUCUCUUGUUUAUUCAGCCAUUAUUGACUGAAACUUAUUUUUCUCUCUCUGUGUUGCAUCGUUACAAGAACAGGAAACAGGGAGCAAAGGAGAGAAGUUGAAGUUGUGGGAGUGCAGUAAAAAAUAUAACGAUAAUGAAGUCUUUAUUGACUCGCAUAUUGAAUUCUGUUUAAAGAAAGUUAAUAUUAAUGAUCCAUCAUAUGCUCUCAUUCAGCUCAUCGCCCAAGGCAGGUGUCGGUAAUAUUGACCAUGCUGGGAGAAUCUUCAAGCUGAAGCACAACAAUACAAAAAGUUAAAGCUACAUUCCCAUCAGUGUGCUCCAAUAAAAGACAUUAAAGGUAAAGUGAGGUGUAGCUUUUCAAACACUCAUUACCUAUAAACAGAUGUUCCCCAGCUGCCGACUCACAAAAAAACACUGCUGACAACAACUGUUAAGGCCGAAAUUAUGCAGAGAAAUGCAUCUCUAUAACCUAGGACCUUCAGAGAAGGCCUCAUAACCACUCUGUCUGAAGAAACAAGAUGGCUGAUGAAGAAAUUAAUGCAGGCAAAGUCAUUAUCUUCCCUCCUAAAACCACAGUGGGUUUAUGUCCCCCUGUGUCGCUUUUUCUCUGGGGCUAGCAUUUAAGUGUCGAUGGACUUAUAAAAGAUAGGACAAGCCAACUGUGCUCCUUUUGUCUCCUUCCCUCCAUAUGGGAGGCUGCAGCAUAUGCAAGAACUGGCUCGGCUUCUGUAAAACUUCCAUUAAAGAUGCACAACUAAGGCUCUGCCAGCUUGAAUAUUACCUCUCUGCGCAAAUUAUUUAUGGCUCGGAAAAAACGCUGAUGAUGAGCAUCUCCAGCGACUUGUCUAAAUAAAAACACUUUUCUCUGCAAUUUCAGCUGUGCUUCUUUUUUCCUGCCUUUUUUUUUUUUUCAGGGAUGUGCUUAACCAUUUGUAGAAACGAAAGGUAUGCAGUUUUGUUCACAUACUAAGGUUUGAGCUGUAAUGCGUUUAAUUAUUGGAACCUCAGCUCUGAAGACUGCUUUAUUAUGUAGGGUUUGUAUAAUUAGGAGGCGAUAUCCUUUAGAUUUUGUUGAGAAGCUUCUGCUAUUUCUUACAGUUGUUACGUAAAAAAGACAGAGAUGAUUAAUAUGAGAAACAGAGGACAGGGCAGCGCUCUUUCAUCCAGACACCUCAUCAUCAUGAUACGCCAUUAAACCGCUCAUUAACAAGGCCCCUUUGUCUUUUCUUUCCAUGACUCAGCCUUGCCGUCCGUCUGCACAUGACUGAGACUCCUCGCCGGACCAAUAUUGACCUAAUUUAGCAUGCGAAGAAUAUGAAGAAGUUAACCUUUGGGAAAAAACACCUUGCAGCAACAUUAAUUGACAAACCGCAUCAAUUCUCCCUCCUACCCCUCUUUUGUAAUUACUCCGCCGCACGUUUGAUUGCCGCUGUGGAGCUGAGGACCCACGCUUCAUUUGCCGUGAGGUCAUCGGCAGCCCUCAGAAAUAUGAAUAUGAUUUAUACAGGAAGUGCGUGUGCUGCUGCGUGUGUUAGAGACACAGAAGAAAAGAGAGAGGGGAAUGUCCUUGGCUACGUACUGUAUGUUGCAUGAGGAGAUUAAUGCCUCCCUGGCAGCCAUAUCUGCUUAGCAGGAGGACUUCUCCAAAGUACACCGCAUGUAAUUAUCAGGCAAGUUUAUACUAGUUUUAGAUAAAGAGGCACUCUGUGGCACAUUUUUCAAGUUGCCUCAAUUGCUGCUCUAUCUGUGUAAUUUGGAGCUUCAGAGAAGUGCCAGCCUUCCUUUUUGACACCAUGCUUCUGCUGUGAAAUACAGCGGCACUGAACUGAAAGAAUGCAGAGGUUAUUUUGAGUUGAACUAUAAUUCUCUUCUUGUUUUUAUUUAUGCAUAAAAAUUGCCGUGCAUACAUUUUCUUACGCGUCAUGAAAUGAUAUAUUUUUGUCUUUUCACAGCGUCUCAUAUCUUGUCAUUUAACAGUGACAUUGAAGAUAAAUUUCAUAUUGCUGUAUACAAGUAGGCCAACCCAGAUUUGUAAGAGCUGUUUCCCCCCUGGGAUAAGAGGCAGUGUGUCAUAUAAAGUCUCCAUUUCUGUUUCAUCUCCAAGUUCACUCUCAGCACCAGGACAGAGGUAGAGACUGUGCAUGACAACACUGUCAGCAGGCCUGGAGGACAGUAGCAGCUCUCCUGCCAAUCUCAGUCACUGUCAUCCAAGUUCAACCUGCACUUUCAGAUGCUUGAAACACAGAGCUGCGGGGUCUCUUCAAGCUGUUUGAAUUCAUUGUAUUAUUAUUUAGAAAAAUAUGAAACUCCACCUAAAGAGCAAUCUGCUUUGGUCUUCCUGCAGGUGAUUGGAGACAUGGAGGGGUUGAGCGACGCAGCCAGGACGGUGCCCUGCGAGGGUCAAAGCUCUGCUGAUAAGAGAGGAGAAAAGGAAGCUUCAAGUGCUCCACGGCAGCUGCGGAAACGCAAGAAACUGUUUCAGCGUGAGUGAUAACAUAACGCUCUUUUUAGACAAAAGAUGUUGAUUCAUCCAACACCGAUGAUGUUUGUGUUCUUAUCAGCUCCUCUCUCUCACACACAUGUGACUUCUUUACCUGCUGUUUACUCUUUCUAAUGAAGUGUUUUCACUCCCUCAGGGUCUCAUCGUGUCGAACCUGCAGGAGGAAGUGGGUGUGACUCCAGUUUUGCGCUGCAGGAUCUCCACCAGUAAUGUCAGAGCAAAAGGAAAGAGAGUUGGAUCCAAAUGUGGGUGUUUCUUUUAUCAAUUAUAACUGUUGCAUGUGACUACUUGAAGGGAGAAUUUAAAAUGAAUAUUUAUCAGUUUAACACUCGAACUACCAAAGCAGUCAUUUUGAUUGCUUUCAAAAUUUACAAUGUAAUAACUUCUUUAAAAUAAAACGUUACACCAGU